Podarcis lilfordi (Lilford's wall lizard) is the source of this 46342-nucleotide messenger RNA. The record is from the annotation of a GenBank genome assembly. NCBI's taxonomy places the organism in Eukaryota, Metazoa, Chordata, Lepidosauria, Squamata, Lacertidae.
GUCUCUUUCUUUAUUGCCUCUGUAACCCACCUUUUCUUCCAAGGAGCUCAAGGCGGCGUACAUUAUUAUUAUUAUUGUUUAUUGAAUAUAUAUACCACCCUGUACCCGGGGGGGGUGUCUCAUGCUUCCCGCUCUCCCCUUGCUACCCCCACAACAGUCCUGUGAGGUAGGCAGUGAUCUCUGCGCUGAUACCUGGGAAUCGCUUGGAAGGAAAGCUCUACCUCGACGCUGCGCAGCUUCUCUCCAGCCUCGCCGAAUUCCGCCCGAAAAGCGCAGCGACCCAAUCAAGCCCCGGACUACAACUCCCGGCAUCCUUCUCCGGACCGCGCACGCCGGGCAGCUGCGGUUCGGCGCCGCCGCUUUCACCCUUCCCACUCGCGGGGCGUUCUCCUGCCGGACGGGCUGGGCGUCGAGGCUCCGUGGGACGAGCGGGCUCCCCGGUUCCGCCAGCUCCUCGCCGCCCCGCGGCGCUCCGGGCGAGGGCGGCGUCCCGCGUCCUCCCCAGCCGGAGAAGGGGGAGUUUCCAGGAAGUGGCCAUAUUGGAUUCAUUCAGUUGCCUCAGCCCUGGGAGGAGGAGCAGGAGGAGAGGAGCAGGUUCCCGGCAAGACGGCUUCCUAGAGCCCCAGGAGCAGGAACCCCUUCGCCCUUCGGCCCCCGGAUCUCCCUGCCAUGGCUGCGACGGAGCUGGAGCGCUUCUCUGUGAGUAGCAGCCGCAGCAGCAGCCUCGUCUCUAGCCGGGAGGGCAGGGGCGCGCACGCCGCUCCCUCCAAGAGCUACGAGACCCCGACUCGCGGGGUCUGCGCCGUGGGAAAGGGCUCGCCGUGGGGGAGUUUAGGGACGGGGCUCCGGGCCGCUGCCUGUCUGAAUUGGGCUGAGCUUGGGACAUCAGGGAUCUCCCGGGGAAGGGAGUCGCCGCCUUCUGCAGAAGAGGCUGCGCGUCUGGGCGCGCUCUCCAGCAGGCAGGCGUGUUGUCACUUACUCGCCAGAUUGCCAGCCCCGCCACGAAACACGCGUUUGGCAGGGUGGAGGGGGGCAGGGGGGGCUUGUGCCUUUCUGCCAGGAUAGAUGGCGAUGGCGGGACUGGAGUGGGGGCGACCUGUAGUCCUCAGUGAGCGCGACUCUGUGGGAGCGUGGGGGCUAAGGCUGCGUUUCCCACCCCUCUUACCUGGCGUAAGCCCCGCCGAAUUCAGUGGGGCUUAUUUCUGGGUAGGGUUGCAGCCUCCGGGGGGGGGGGGAGACUCCUCCAUGGGUUUUGUACAGCGGCACCAGGCGCCAAGGCUGCCGCCGCUGCCGCGUUUUAAUACAUGUGGCCUGCACCCAAGGAGUGGACUGUCGUAGGUAGUCGGAUAAGACCCACCAGCCGACUUUCUCUUUCCAAAUUAUCGGGGAUCUUCCCAUUCCGAUGGACUUUUUGCCCUGCCCUGCAGUAUUUGUUUAGGCUCUGCGGCAGGAGAUGGGCAGCUGGCCUUCAGGAAUGGAAACAGCAGCUGCAAUUCAAAAAAGCGUCCUUGCAGCUCGAUCCUGCGCGUGUCUGCAUGGACUCGACUCCCACUGCUCACCUCUGAGCAAGUCGCACUGAAAACAAGGGCUGUUUCUUGUGGAUGUUGUGUGCAGGAUCUCAAAGAGAUGAGCCUCUUUCAUUCUGAACCAGCUGUCGCCCAAAGGGGAUUCUUCUCGGUGCAUUUAAUCUUAAUGGAGUGGGAAACCUUUGGCCCUCCAGAUAUGCUUUUUAAAAAAACAAAAAACCCAGCUCAUGAUCGUGGCUCAUGAUCAGGGCUCAUGGGAGUUGGAGUCAGGAGGACCACAGGUUCCCUGUCCUUAAUUUAAUAAUUCCUGGGCGGGGAAGUCAGAUGCUCAGUAGAAGUAUUACCCACAUAGUUGGCUGCCAAUAUAUUGCUGCGAUUACUUACGCAACUCGAAACUUGCAGUGCAUAACAGAGAGAAGCAAAAGUGAGCUUUUCUGUUUGCUAGUGGCUUUUACUCUGUGUUAGAAACUGGGAGAGAAAAGCUAGGAGCCAAAUGGCUCCUGGGUUGUGGACGCCAAAACAGAGUGUCUAGUUGCCGUUCAGCAACACUUUUUAUCUAUUAUUGCAUAAGCAUGAACUAAUACACAAUUCACAUAAGUGACAUAUUGUUAAUAUCACAUUUCUAACAGAAAUUGUUAAUACAUGUUUAAUUUGGUGCUUACAAUAAAAAUACUGGCACCAUACUACAGUUUUCAAAACACUCUACUGUAUUCUUAACAUAUUGUCUAUCUUUAACAUAUACUUUGAGGCUUCAAAGCACAUACAUUUCAAUAAUCCUUGAGUGUCAGCCAGGUGCAAAAAAAUGGCAUCUAGACUUUUUGAGCUGCUUGCAAAUGGAGAAUCUUUAUGCAUGAAAUGCACUUGGCUCCCUGCUAAUUUCGAACCCUGCUUUUACUCUAGUAAUGAUGAGCAGCUGUAAUUAUGGGCCUGAACCUACCAUUUCUACUGAGGCUAAAUAGUAUCUUCCUAUUGACAUAAGUUGAUUAUAGAAAUGUGAACUGUCUGUUGGAAGUCCCAUAUGUGAUGUUGACACUGCACAUAUAUAUAUAUCACAUUAUCUUGGACGUGAGAGUAUGCAAACACAGUUCAGCUAAUAGUCCAACCCUCUAUCAGCCUUGAAUUCCUCAAGUCUGUGAUAUGCAUUCGCGCAACAUGCAUGAAUGAAAUUUCAUGUCCAUUAUGCAUUUAACCACUCUGUGCUGUCUCUUUCAGACACCUUUUAUCUAGCUCUGUGAAAGAAUGAGAGAUCUCCUUCCCCAUAAAACCCUGGGAUAUACUAGUUUUAUGUAUGCCUUAGUAUGCUUACUAAAACAAACAACAAUUUUUUUCUUUCAGAAUAAUUUCUUUUUUGAAGGCUGAUUGUCAAACCUCUGUGUGUGCCAUUAUCCUGUCUAGAACACAGCCAAUGUUUUGUUUGAGUUGCCAGAUGUCUCUGGCCAUUGCAAAUCCUUAAUUGUGUAAAUGUUGGCAUCUAAACAAGACAGAAGCCAAGGAAUGGCUUUCUAAGCCAACACUGUGGGUGUCUCUGAAUGGCAACAUCAUUUAAAUGCACAUUUAUGAGGCACAAACUAAGACUGUGCCUUGUAGUGUGUUUGAAAUGUCAGAUGGAAAGUUUGGGAAGUGUUUUGUAUAUUUAUGUUGGGUCUGCAGGAACCUCCUGUUAAGAAGAAAUGAAACAAUUACAAAAUGUACAGCUGCUCUUAUAUAUACAUUGUGUACAUAUAACUGUAUACAUUGUAUAAUCUCAUUGCACUCUAUGAAAGGCACAGGUUAGUUAAAACGAUCUGAAACUGCCUUGCAUCUAUGGGUUUCUAACUGCUCAUUUGAGCAAUUAUAUUGUGUCCUUCCUGGCUUUUAGCUUGUGCUAAUUCACACAAGCAUUUUCUCUGGCCAUCUGGAGGUUUAUUUAUUGUGUUGCAGCCUAUGGCAUAAGUCAAGUGGAACUCUGUCUUAUGAAAUGAACCAACUCAGGGUUGGCUAACUCCUGCACUGGGAUUUUCUGAAGAUGCAAAUUCUUUAAAUGAAUGUAGGGUAAUAUUCAGAGGUGUCUUUCUGCUGGCAUAGCAGCCAUCCCACUAGCCGGAACCCUUGUUAAUAGGAACAUUCAAAACCGAUGGAUGGUGUGCGGCGACAUUUGCAUGUGCAAAAUAUAUAGUGCAACUGCGGCUGUUAUAUAUGACAGUUGAGCUUGUGCACUGCUGCUGGCACUGUUACGGGUUAAGUUUGUUAGGAGCUGCUGGGAAUUGUAACUCCGUGAAGGGCAAACUCCUGUGCCCAGAAAUAUUUGAGGGCAAGAAUGUGCUUCAAAUGUGCUUUAAAGGUACGGUGUGUACACAGCCUGGUAGUUGAUGCCUCAUAGGGGGAAAUGAAAAAGGGGGAGAGGCAUUGUAAUGGGUGCUAGAGUGAAAUUUAUUUAUUUAUUACACAUCUAUACUGCCCUUCAUCGGAGGAUCACAGGGUGGGUUAUACAAUGUAAAAACACAAAAAUACAUAACAUAGUAGCAAACAGAAACAAUAAAAACCAGGCAUGCACACACAGUUUAAAAGGCCAUAGAUUGUUUAAUUAGCCAAAGGCCUGAGGGAAGAGGAAUGUUUUUGCCUGGUGUCUAAAGAUAUGUCACAAAAGCGCCCGGCGAGCCCCUCUGGGGAGAGCAUUCCACAAGCGGAAUGAUGGAAAUUGCGUUCAUCCCCAAGAGACAAACACUCCAGUCCAGUAAACUGAGCUAAACGGUGGUGCCUAUAUAUGCCGGAGGACAAGAGGUAUAUUGGGACCUUCUGUGGAGUUUUAGUUUUAGCAAAUCAAAGUGGGAGAGUUGAGAUUAAAGCAAGAGCACAGUUAAUCUGAUGGGUAAAGCAGCCUGAAUCAACAGGGCUUGCAGCAUUUCCUCCUGAAUGGAAAGCUCUUCCAUGUGGGGGGAGGGGGGAGUGGAAAAAAGUAUCAUGUGAUGAUCACAUGUCUGCUUCACUGAUGGCAUGCACACAUGUACGGAAGCUGCACUUGCCCAUGUGUGUGCAAUGAAAUGCACGUGUACAUGUCACACUGUUGGUUGCAGUCUGCAUGCAGUUCGCAAAAGAGAGCGUUUGAAAUAGUCCACAGAGGAAGACAAUCCAAAGUGAGAAUGAAAGCAUGCAGUUAUGCGCAGGAGCAUAAACUGCUGUUCUUGGGUACAUCAUGGCAGGACGGCAAAACUUGAUACUGGAACAGGCACUGUGGGAUUAAUGGGAUUUCCUCUGUCUAUGCACACAGCCAAAUUGCCCAUCUUGAAGUGCCUGCAACGUGGACCCCCCCUCCCCAGUCCAUCAUAACGAUGGAAUUUCACUAGUUAUAGCAUAAAUGCCAAAUAAUUGUGGCAAUGCCAAUUUUUUUGAGGGGAGGAAUAACUUAAAAGUUCUGCUGUUUGUUGUUAGUGUUGAAAGCACAUCCAUGUAGGCAUUGCUACAAUGGGAAUAAAAAUAAACCGAGUUGAGGGUUUUGCUAAAACAGCAAGCUCAAGUCAUUUGUAUUCCCUUCCAGCGCCAGUGCCUUGAAACCUUGCCAGAAACUUGCUCUCAGUGGUUACUUGUGUUUCUAUUGAGAGUAAUUAGCUCGGAGGAAAAUUGUUCCCGUGAUAAUGUUUGAACCACUCGGAAUGCAAAACAAAGCACAAAAGUAAGCGCUGCUCAGGUUUUUGCUUUUGUGUGGCGUCAAGAAAUCUAAAACAUCAUUUCUAUUAGGUGAAUGGUGCAGGCAGUAUAUGCGGAAUAAUUGCUACCAGAAGCCAAGCUGGAUGGGAUUUGUGUAGGUUUAAAGCUGCCAUUGCCGGUGUUCAAAAGCUUAUAUGUUACUGUAGAGUUAUUCAGGAGGAAUUACAACGAUGACCAACACCUUUCAUUUUCAUGUAUCGGGACUAGCUUAACUUCCCAAGCUCAAGUUGUCGUAGUUUGAGCUAACAUAAUAUAUAGAAAUUCUUUUCUCUCCACAGUUUGAGUGCAUCCCUCCUGUAACAUCUCCUCCUUCCCUUCUCAGAUCUCUGAACAAAAAUGUUGAGCAUUCUGCAUUAGUUUCAAGCCCUUACACAGCUCUGGCUAUGGGGAGAAAGUAACGCAUGAAAUGAACUGGGCUGUGACCCAUUUAUCUGAGUGCUGCACAAUCUAUCCUUGGAAAACAUUUUUCGAUUCAAAACUGGGGGUCUGGUGAUACUGGAUUCAGCAACCCGGCUUUCGCUCCCACCCCCCUCCAUUACUUUUUCCAAGGACCAAUACUAGUUUGAACGUCAAGCGCCAUUCCCCUGAAUUGUAAUACCUUAGGAAGGCCCUCUGUGAAGCAAGAGGAGCUCGGUGUUUAGUUAUUAUAUUGUGGGAAUUGUUCUGCAUUUUGAAAAUUAAAUUUAAAAUAUUGUUCAGAACAGUUUGUUUUUCACUAUCAUAAAUUUCGGGUAUGUUUGUGUAAGACAGUGGAAUGUGAAUACGACCCCCACCCCCUGCCAGCCCCAGUUGUUAUGUAAGAUUUUGCUGGAGCAUCAGUGUGUUCUGUCUGCCUGUGACCUUAAUGAUGGCCUCUGGAAGGGCAGAUCAAUCCUAAUUUAAUUAGAGAUGUAGCCAAACUGAACAUCCAUCCCUGCACGACCAUGAAGCUUGCUAGGUGGCCCUGAGCAAGUCACGAUCUCUCAACUUAAUCCAUCCUACAGGGUUUUGUUGAGAGAAUAAAAUAUAAAUCUCUGCCCAAUAGUGGUACAGAUGUGGAUUCUUUAGUUUUGUUACAUUCUCAGGGCUGAUAACCAAUAUCUGCUGAGUAACUUGGUGCCCCUGAAGAUAUACAGUAUACACUAAAUGAAAUCCAAGGCUGCAUUCCUGUGCACACUUGGAAGCAAGGUCUAAGGACCUCCAUGUCCAUAGAAGUCACUAGAAAGUUAGCAUCCAUCCAUUCAGUUUGGCUGCUCAUUACUUUGGCCGACUUUGAUUUAGGUGCUGAAUCACUUUCCUAUCCUGUGAUGCCAAAAGGGCGGGCAAAGAGUUGAUUUGGUGCUCAUAAAACAUGGUUGAAUAGCUACUUCACAACUGCACACCUGCUCUGACCCUACGGGAAUUACAGUGCAAGCCUACAUUUCUAUACAGAAGUACGCCCCAUUGAAUUCAUCGGGACUUGCUCCAAGUUAAGUGUGUGUAGGACUGCAGACUUAGCAUUUCACAUUUUGAAUGUUUUCAUCUUCAUUGCAAUAGCUGGUUUAAAACUUUGGCUGGUUCUGAAACCAGGUAACCAUCGUUUCCCAGUCUGGAUGGAAUGAGAAGGUAUGGUUAGCUGAAAACUUCCCAGCUUACUGCAGUGUAUGCCAAGGAGUGAAAAGGUGGCAAAAUGACAGAGAGCAUGAGCAAAGGGCUUGUGCAUAUAUUGGCUUGUUUAAUGAUUGUCAGAACCAGGCCAUUAUGUUACUUCUGUGGGGGAGUUCUGAGCUUCCUUUUUAAAUACCAGUAGUGAUCAUUGAAUCCAAAGCUGUGGUUGGAAUAACAUUUGAUUCUCAAUACUUCCAGCACUCCCACAGAAACCCUGCAUGACCUAAAAGCCAAUGUCAUAUGGGAUCCUGAUGAAUAAGGACUCCCAUCUCACACAAACACCCAGUAGUUAAGGUCUCAUUAUUAAGCCAUUAUUCAUGGUUGCAGAACUGGAAGUGUGGAAUGCAUCUAUUAAAAAUAAUUGUAAUUUAAGUGUGAUAUGAAGAGUGUAUCUCUGCUGCUUCUCUGCAACUCAUCUUGGUCCCUUUCUCCUUAAAGCUUGAUGGGAGCAACUUGGAGCAUAAUUUUUUUCCUUGAGCCAGCAGCUUGUGUUUAAGCUCUGCCCUGCAGGGCUAUAGUUGGGCUUCGGGAUAUUUAGCGACCCUUCUGAGCACGUGUGAAGCGCCUUCUUGGUGCUUCUUUCAUAAUUCACAUUGGGGAUUUUGUUCUGGGUUUGUGUGUUCUGGGUUGUUCAUUUUGAGAUGGCUAUAUUGUGUGCCUGAUGCCCUUAAUACACACAACAGAUGUCGGUUGGAUUGAACACCCUUAUGAAGCAUGUCACUCUUCCUUGUCAACUGUUGACAUUUCUAAACGUUUGUCCCACAUUAGAUUGUAUGGGUUUGGGGUUUGUUUUUCAUUUUUCUUUGGGAAGCUGCCUUCACUUCCCACACUAUGUUUAAAACAAGCCAGCCCCUCUCUUCUCUGUAUCCCCCUCACCCCCACGUUGCUAAAUGCAAAGUGCGAUGGAAGAAACUAUUAUAAGAAGCUGACAACUGAUGUGGCACAAUCUGGGGAGCUGGGCUUGUUCUGCUGGGCUCCCCCUCCCCCUGGUGCUAAUGGUUUUACGCUUCACCCUCAGCUGCUGAGGUUUGAUGUAAAGCUCUUGAGAUGAUAGGGUGUUCUUGGCAAAUAAAGGAGUUAGAAAAACAUUUCAGAAAUGUUACCAAUAGCUAAGGCAACAGUGUGAGAAGAGGUCAUGUGUCUCUCUCUCAUUUCAUAACAGACCACAACUGUGAAAUGUUCUGUGGAGGACUGCUGUGGGAAAGUAGAUGGCUGUGAUUUCCCUUUUGAAUUGCCUUGGAGCCGGCUUGGGAUGUUUCCUACCUCACAAAAGGAUAUAGGGCAAAUAAUUCCUUUGCGGAAAAGGGAGUUGAGCCAGAGCUGUGUUCUUAGAUUUCCCACCACCACCGUGGAAUUGGGAUGACAUGAGCCUCCCUAGAUAUUCUCUAGGAAAGGUGCCAUAUGUCACGUCCCCAAAGUGCCGGUUCUCCAAUCACCAUCCAACUAAUUUAAUUUGUUGGGCCGACAGCUUCCCUGAAUGGAUCUGCAUGCAUAGGCUGGUGCCUUAGCCAGAUUAAAACCCAUGGUUGCUGUGACCCUGUACUUCUCCCACCAAGGGGACAGGUCUUGUCUUGUCUUGUCUUGUCUCUGAUGCCUCUUAGUGCAUCCUACCAAGGGCAGCAUGAGGGCAGGAAUGGGGUUGUGUUGGCAGGGACAGAUGGGAAUUGUAGAUCAAGGUAUCUGGGCAUCACUAGAAUGGUGAAGGCUGUUCUACCCUCUUCUUGAGCAGGGAGUUGGAGCACAGACAUGGAUCAUCCCUACAGUUGCACAGCACUUUCCAGGUUGUCAUAAUAAUAAUAAUACAGUAAUUUAUUAUUUGUACCCUGCCCAUCUGGCUGGGUUUCCCCAGCCACUCUGGGCUGCUUCAAACAAAGAUUAAAAAUACAGUAAAAUGUCACACAUUAAAAGCUUCCCUAAACAGGGCUGCCUUCAGAUGUCUUCUAAAAGUCUGGUAGUUGUUUUUCUCUUUGACAUCUGGUGGGAGGGCGUUCCACAGGGCGGGUGCCACUACUGAGAAGGUCCUCGGCCUGGUUCCCUGUAGCUUGGCUUCUCGCAGUGAGGGAACCACCAGAAGGUCCUUGGCUCUGGACCUCAGUGUCGGGGCAGAAUGAUGGGGAUGGAGAUGCUCCUUUAGGUAUACCGGCCCGAGGCCGUUUAGGGCUUUAAAGGUCAGCACCAGCACUUUGAAUUGUGCUCGGAAAUGUACUGGGAGCCAAUGUAGGUCUUUCAGGACCAAUGUUAUAUGGUCUUGGCAGCCGCUCCCAGUCCUAGAACCUUAGAACUGCAGUGUGACUGAUGCAAUGCAACUUGCAAGCCCUUUCAACUGCUCCUUUCCUAACUCUAAACUUAGGGUGGGGAGAAGAGAGAUGAGACUGGCACGCAUCAUGUUUACCACUGCAUGAGUGAAUUUAUGGAUUCAUGGCCCCUUUUUUCCACUGCUUGGCCCUCCGGAUUUAAGGCACUCAUCACCUACAUCUGAAUGACUAUGUUUUAUUUAAUUUAUUCAUUUAAUAUAUUUAUAUCCAAGGUGUGUUAACUCCAAAGAUUUUUCAGAACUGCUUAUGAAACAGACAUUGAGAUUAAAAGGGAAAAUGCCAGAAUAUCAGCAACACAGGUAGUUAUUAAAUCCACAUUAGCCAUGUUCAGGGCGGCUUACUCCUAGGAAACUUGGUAUAUGAUUGCAGCCUUAGCCUACAUAAUUGAUACAGGGUACAUACAGAACCUUUGUCUUAGGCUGCAACAGGAGAUAUUUAUUUAUAUUCUAGUGCAGACUUGUCUAAACCUGUGCCUGGGAGAGAACUUGAGUGAACAGGAGAUGAAGGGCAGGACCACUCUUCCUCAUUUGCACCAGUGAUAAGUGGAUAGUAUUUUAGUCUUGGACCUGAGUCCCCACUUGAACACAGUUCUUACCUUGGGCUGCUGCUUUUCUCUGACCUGGCCUACAGUUCUGCAUGGAUAAACCCUCUUUAUACCACUCACCUUGAAUGUCUUGGAAUGGUGGGCCUUGCGCAAAAAUGUCUUAAUUUCCAAGGAUUUGUCUUAAGAGUUUUGAAUGAACAACUGCUUAAGGAUUUGAAGUAUUUAGAUUUCAAAUGUGUAUCAUUGUGUUAUUCUGUUGCCGAAGAGCUUUGAGACUGGUGGCGAAGGGUGCUUUUAGCUCCUCUGAAAGUUCGACUGAGCAGGGGCUUGCUAACAGAACUGACUGUGGCCUUUCGUUUUCCAAACCAGACGCUGUUUAUCUUUUCCAGCAUGUACUCAUUUGGGGAAUGGAAUUCUUGUUCUGCUGAAAUCAUGAACUUUCUCAUCCUUAAGGUCAUUCUGGAGGAAAUGUCUUUCAUUUUUUUGUUUCAUGGUUUCCCUCUGUUUUUUUCGCUGACUUCUCCAAGGUCCAACUUACGUUUGCAGGAGUGUGUUCUGUGCAGCAGUGAUAAGAGGCCCAGUUAAUUUGGUAUAACUGUGUCUGGCCUCUGCCACUUGAGGCUGUAGAUGGGAGGGCCCCCAGAUUUCACCGCUCCUCCAAAUAAAAAUAAAAACAAAUCCCUGAACAGGACAGGGGGAAUAGUGCUGGUAUAACCUUCUUCCUUGUACGGUAUUUUUCUAAGAACCGUAAAAAGAUAAGUAAGUAAGUAAAUAAAUAAAUAAAGAGCCUGCCUGCUGAAGUGGCCCAGGUCCAAGACAGGUUUACCACUUUAGUGAGAACUAGACCAGAGCAAACCCUAAUUUUGUUCCCUUGUGCUCUCGCAACAUUAGGCUGCCUUGUAUAAAUACAGCAACAGAUCAGAAAAACCUGAUUAAGUGCAACAUUCUUUCACUUUGUGUAGGGUGGGGGAGCAUCAUUCCUGAAGCCUUACCCAUCUAUACAAAUACUUGGAUGGCUAUUCUUGCAGUGUGCACACAUUGACAGGGGUUAGAGUUUUGACCUGAUCUGUUUAUCUUUGGCUUAUUUGUCUGGUCUAGAGAAGGGAAGAGGUACCAUAACUCUGAUCUAUAGAUGUCUGUCAGGUUUUACCAUGAAUGCUUUUAGAAAACAUUGGAGAGGAUUCUGGCAGGGGGGCAGUGUAGAGAUAUUUGACUGCUGUAAAAAUGUGAUUCAGGCAAGAGAACUUAGCACCUCUUGCAAUUUGUGCCAAGGGGAACAAGGCCAGGCUUAAAAGAGACCUGCAUAAAUGUCAAUAUAUACACACAGGGAGUUUCAUGUUUCCCCUGCUCCCAUUUCAUUCCUCUGCACUGUGCUGCUGUUUUCCUCUGCUGGGGUUUCCCUGGCACCUUCUUGAGGAUCACAUGGGGCUGUAGUGAGAAGGGGGCACAAAAAAAGUCUACAUGGACAAAAUGCCAUGCAUAGCCUUUUGGAUCCCAUUUAAACUCUCCUCCCCAAAUUUGGAGGAACUUGGAGUCUAUCCUUUGUUUAGGUAAGGAAAAUAUUAUAAUGCAAAAUUCCAAAGGGUUUUUUAAAUACUUAAGGCAUAAUGUAAUCCAAGCAUGGCCAGUUAGAAAUAUGAGUUUGUAUUUUGGUGUUGUAUUGAUGUGUACAAAACUGUCCUCUUUUAUAGUCAAAUACAGGUUGGUUUUUUUACUUUGCAUUCAUGCCUGCUAUUGAAAUUAAAAGCUCACCAAAUGUCCUGUUUGUCAGUGUGGGAAAGAGAGAGCAGCUCUCCGCUGUCAUGAAUGGGAUGGGCAACUGGGAGAGCAUGUGUUUCUGGACUGAGCAGCUAUUUCUUUCACAACGUAAGUUUUUAAUACCUUGAUCAUCCUUCAGCUAUGCUUAGCAAUGAAGAAGUCGGAGAUUGAGCAAUCCAGCACAUACCUAAGCAAAGAUAAGUGACAUAUUGUUUGCUUUUUAAGGUGAGUCCAGAAACAGCAUUUAGAUAAAGAGGCUCAAAUGUAAGAUCAGCUUGCUUGGUAAGAGCCCCAGCCCAUUGAAUAGCCUUCCAUAAAUAUGCUGGGGCUGUUGAGGAAAAGGCAUUUUUGCCUUCCAGAGAACCCCAUUUUGUCAGCAUCAGAGAAGUGCUUCUAAAAGGUCUGAGUGGCAUUGCUAAUAAAGCUCUUGCUUUGCUGAGCAGAAGCAAAGAUUUUCCUCUCGGUGCUUGCUGUUCUAAUGGGUACAGCAGAAUAUGAGGACGGGGUUGUUGUUUUUGAUCCCUUAAAGGAAAGGAAACAGCAAAGUAAUGGGUUGGAACUUGUGAGCUUGGUGGGCCAACAAAGAGGUUGAUUAUCUUCACAUUCCUAGUGAACCAACUUUUUGCAACAUUCAGUGUGCAUUUAAAACACAUGACUUCCUUCAAGGAGUUGUGGGAAUGGGAGUUUUUUCCUCAGAGACACAGUUACCAGCAUCCUUAACAAGCUACAUCCCAGGAUUCUUUGGGGAAAACCAUGUGCCUCAAGUGUGCUUAAAAAGUGUGGUGUGUAUCUGCCCGCAGAUGCCUGUAGUUGAAGGUACAAGAAGAGUAUGAAAUUUCUGUUGAUGCAUUGACUGGAGAAGGGUGGUGGGAGAAUCAGAGAAGUCAAUAAACAUCCCACUCUGAAGUGGUUUACCUAGAGGCAGACUUUGGUCUUUCACUUUUCAGCGGCACAUCAUGAGAGGCCAAAAGUCGUCUCCCCCGGCCUCCUUCCUUUCUGCUCAUUUCACUACAUCAUAGUCAUAGCACCCUGCAGCGCCCCCUAGGCUCAGUACCCAGUGCGGCGGAACCAGUCACGCUGCCCAAAACCCACCUCUGGUUUACCCAUUUUGAAAGUUGUACAGUUUGUUACAGAAGCUUGAAACAAAGCUUGAAAGGUUUGGUUGCUGUGCACUCCAGAUCAACAGAAGCAGCAUUGCAACGAAGUUGUUCGGAAGAUUCUCCCUCCUUCAUUCCUGAUCUGCAUGCUGAGAUUGUACUGCAGCUUGCAAAUGAAGGAGCUGAAGAGAAUGUUACCCUUCCUGUGUCCCCCCCCCCAUCUGCUCAAGUUGGCUACGAGUGUUGCUUAGCACAGAUGCAGUCUGGGUUUUGGAUGCUUGAAAGCGUUUGUUCCUGAAUGGUGAAUGAACUGAUUCUUAAACAGCUUCAUCAUCAUCAUCAUCAAAUGGCUGAUACCUACUUAGUUUCUGACAACAAGAGGUCUGCUGUACAAAACGAAUGGAACUUUGGAUUUCACUGAACAAGCUGCUGUAAUAACUUUAGAGGGCCAUUGAACGGCCUACCAAUAUAAAGGUCACAUUUGGCAAUUCAUGUGGGCCAGAGGAUCACAGCUAAUUAUCAUACAUAGCUGCAUGUAAUUAAUAUAAACCAUUGCCUCUAGGCCACCCAAAUUCCUCAGUAGCUGCAUGCAACAGUCCUUCUUAUGAGAUAUAUUUCUGCUCUGCUUACCCACACCCUGCUUUGUGAAACAGUUCUCAAACUAUUCUUCCUCCCCACCACCCUCUCUGUGUGUGUGUGUGUGUCUCUGUUUCUGUCUCUCAACUCCUGGCUUGGAUUAUGAUGUGACUGCUUAACCAGUGACAAUAUCUUUUGCCCAAUUACUGUACAAAAUACCCAAUUUAUCCUAAUCCUGUACUCUUUUUUUUAUCAGGGUCUGUAUUAUCCCACUGAGCCACAGGAUGGGAUAGUUUGCUAAGCUGUUAAAACCUUUCAUUCAGGAAGCAAAGAAGUCCUAUUUAAAUCAAUGCCAUUCCUUUGGAACACAAUCAGAGUGUUUGAGGCAUGUGCCACAGAAGGAAAUGCGGAAUGACUGAAGUAGUUUCUCUCCUGCUUUGCAGAUGUUGUGGGACUGGAGGAGAUCCUUAAUUUCCCACUGAGCAUAUAGUUUUUUCCAGUGCCUUAGUCCAAUGUCUGGAAGUGGUGCUCAAACUCUUUGCUCAUAGGCGCAGUCUUUGCAGCCUUUUUUCAUAUUGAAAGGCAGAAACUGGCUUCCCCUUGUGUCCUUAGCUGGUAUGACAGAGGGCUUUCCCCUUUGUAGGUGCUCAGGCAACUGUGCAUGAGGUUUGUUAUGAAAAAUAUUUAUAAUGAAAACCAGGCUUUAUAUUAAGGUAGGGGUUGGCACACAACAGAUUGGGAUCUACUGGUAUAUUUCCAGGGGGCUGCAUUAGAUCAGCAUGGGUUUUUCCUGGCUCCCAGCUGUUUAAACAUUAGCAACAAUUAAAUAACUCCCCCCCCCAAUCUAAAUUAGGCUGCUAAAAGGAAGAAAACUAACCAGGAAUAGAUAUUUGUGUGAAAGGACUGUUCCCUCAGUUCAGUUCAGUUCUGAUAUUGAAAAAUAAAUUCCGAGGCUUGGAAUGUAGUUAGAGGCACCCUGUUUUUUUUUUAGAUUUAAACGGCGUGGCUUUUGCUUGUCGUUCUAAUAGAAAACAAAGUUGAUUUGACAACCAUGAAGGCUUCCUACCCCUGCAUAAAGGCAUUCUUGACACCUCUAUAAAAGCUUGACAACAGUAAAUGCACUCGCUUCACAAUCAGUUCUGAACAUCAUAUAUUUAUUGAUGCCGGCAGGUUUCUUAAAAUAACAAAUUGUGUGUGUUGCACAUGCUCACCCCAAUGUAGCCUAGCAAGUCCAUGAUUCUUGAGUAGGGCCAAGGCAACCCACCCUUCCUCCAUGAGUUCCCUCACCUCAUGGACGGGGCGGGGGGCAGUGGAAAGCAGCCUUUCUGCAGCUGUAGCAAGUCUUUCAGUUCAAGAACUAUAUCAUACCCUGUUUUUGAAACUGUAUUCUGAUGGGUCCUUGAUUGCAUUCUGCUGAAAGUACAGUCGUACCUUGGAUCCCGAAUGCCUUGCGAGGUGAACAUUUUGGCUCCCAUACGCCGCAAACCUAGAAGUGAGUGUUCGGGUUUGCGAAUGUUCUUUGGAACCUGAAUGUCCAACGCGGCUUCUGCAGCUUCCGAUUGGCUGCAGGAGCUUCCUGCAGCCAAUCGGAAGCCGCACCUUGGUUUCUGAACAUUUUGGAAGUCAGAUGGACUUCUGGAACAGAUUCCAUUUGACUUCCAAGGUACCACUGUAUGUUGCAUUUAUAUUUAUUUAUUUAUUAAAUUUAUAAACCACCCUUCACCCAAAAGUCGCAGAGCCGUUUACAAAAUAAAAAUGCAAAAUGAAAACACAAGAUACAUAAUAUAAUAGCAAAAAACCCCAAUAUCCUAAUAGCUCCCCCUCCCGCAAACAGAUUUUAAAGACCGUAGAUUGUUUAACCAGCCAAAGGCUUCCUUGAAGAGGAACAUUUUCCCCUGGUACCAUGGACGGGAGAUGCUUCCCCCUUCAAAACUGUGGAUAUGAGAAGGUGGCUAUAGAACAUGCAAGUUAAGCUGUAAUAGAGGACAUGUCACAAUGCUCUUGAUCUCAGGACUGCAGCCUGCCCUGACAAUUCAUGCCAACAGUUCAGUGGUCUGAAUAUUCUGACCUGCAGCUGUGCUCUAAUUGGGCACCCUGAGUGACAUUAACCGAGUCACAGAUUUCCCUACCGGUGAAGUAAUCAAUGGAUCCUAUAGAGUGCCCUAUAUCUCAGAGAUAGUUACUGUGCAUUAUGACAUUUGAAUUUACAACUAUUUUUCACUUUUAAAGCCAACAAGCCUAGCUGUUCUUUAUAAAAAUGAAUGAAUGUCACGCUGUGUGGAAUGUUCCAUCUGUGCAAGUGUAUCAGCUUGCCAGCAGAACAAUGCCUCUCCCCUCUCCUGCACGCUGUUCUGGGGUUCUCCUGACCCCCAAGGAUGGCCCAAUACAUUUGGGCCCCACAGGCGAACCAGAAAAUGGUGCCUCCUGCCAGAGAAGAAGAAGGAGUGAAGAUUUCCAUCAGGAACAAGGGGGAGAGUGAAGACCAACAUCGGGAACAAAUGGAGGAAUCAAAUCAACCUUACCUGGUGGUUGAAUCAAAGGCUCUCAUGGUGCUGGGGGGAAAGGGCCCACCCUGAAUCACACUGGGCAGGUGGAGACCCCAGAGGGCAGCCCCUGCCACUUCCUCCCCAGGCGUGGGAAGAGACCAGCAGUGCCUCCUGUCACUAUAGAUGUGGCAUUGGAUGUGCUGCUGAGGAGGUGGCAGAUCUGACCUCCAAGGAGCACAUUGCACCUGGCAAUGCAUUCCUUGGAGGCUGGAUCUUCUGCCCCAAUGGAUCCUGCUGCCUGAGGCAGUUAACUCACUUUGCCUCGUAGGUGUGCUGGCCCUGUCUGACACACACUCCUGGCUCCUUUUGACCUAUCAGAACCUAUGCCACAUUGGGCAGGUAACUAGUGUGAACACCUGGCCAGGAGUUUGGAAGACCCAAGACACCCUCUGAGGCAGAAAUAGGGAGUUGAUAGAAAUGGCAACCAGGAUUCCCCAGAUUUUCCUGCCAGGCAGCACCUUUCCUGUGGAUUCUGGAGAUGAUGUGCCUCACUCAAGGGAAAUGGAGGCACGAGGAACCAGGCUUUUUCUUCACAUUGACAACAAGGGCAUGUGGCAGUUUCAUGUGUGCUAGGCAUAAAGCUUUGCCUAGAGAGCUUGCUUACUUGCUCUGGCACACCUUUUUAGAAUUAAAGGCCCUACGUGGGGUCAAAUGAGAGGACACUUAAAUGACAACAGUUGUUGUUGUUUAGUCAUUUAGUCGUGUCCGACUCUUCGUGACCCCAUGGACCAGAGCACGCCAGGCACUCCUGUCCUCCACUGCCUCCCGCAGUUUGGUCAGACUCAUGCUGGUAGCUUCGAGAACACCGUCCAACCAUCUUGUCCUCUGUCGUCCCCUUCUCCUUGUGCCCUCCAUCUUUCCCAACAUCAGGGUCUUUUCCAGGGAGUCUUCUCUUCUCAUGAGGUGGCCAAAGUAUUGGAGUCUCAGCUUCAGGAUCUGUCCUUCCAGUAGGAGACUAGAUUUUUAUUGGGCAGCGACUGGCAGAAUCCGAGACCAGGGAGAAGAGUCGGUGGAAGAAGAUUGGAAGAAAUUUAAAGUUUAUUUACAGAAACAUUGUAAAAUUAAGGAAUUUUAGAAGGAUGUUGGAAUGAAGUAAUGUGGUUUUAGCAAAAAUGCUAUAAAGGAUUAAGAAAAAACAGAUUGUUAAAUGGUGAAAGGAGGGAAAGUAAAGUUACAAUAUAUUAAGAUAAAAUAGAGGACAAAAACUGGGAAAGAUGGAAAGGACUUGCUGAAAUAGCUAACUGAACUAGAAUACAAAAAAAGGGAGGUGUGAGGAGGUCAAGGAAACAAGCAAAUGAAAGAUAAAUUAUGGGAAGAUUUAUUGUAUAUAUUUUUUUCUUUUUUCUUUUUUUUAUUGUGAUGUGAUGUUCUGUUUUUCUGUUUAAUAUGCUGUUUUCUAUUUUUUCUUUUUGUAAUCUUUUAAAUCUUAAUAAAUAUUAUUUUUUAAAAAAUAGAUUUUUAUUGGGCAGUGAGUAAAAGGCUGGAGAAUCAAGGGCUUAAUAAGUAAAGGCUCUUUAGAGCACAAUCAACAAACUAAUUAGGUGGGUCUGGUCUUGCUGAGGCAGCACAUCUAAAGUAGCUUAAAAACAAAAGGUCAGUCAGCUGAUUAUAGUCUUAGUAAAGAUCCAAACACAUUUCUCCCUUUUGUGUGGUUUAGUUCCUUUGUGCAGUGUGUCGAAGACUAUCGUUUUUCAGUUCCAAGCCCUCCUUGAUUAAUUCAUGUGCUGCGGUAUUUCAGAUAUGUUGUCUGGUGGUUUUUUUCCUGCCCAAGGUGUGUAAGGUUUGUUUAUCUUAUUUAUUUGUUGCAUUUGUAUCCCGCCUUUCCACCAAACGGUGCUCAAGGCUGCUAACAGCAGUGGCAAAUGUUGCAAGUAUUGUGUUUCUUGGUAUCCACCAUAGGAGUCAACUCCUAGGGUCUGAUGUCCCUUCGCUCUGCCUCCCAUUAAAAUAUUUGAAGGGGCUGACACACACACCCCAGAGUUGAUGGGCACUGGCAUUCAAAUGGUGUUCGUGUGCUGGGUCUUGUGAUUGAUUAUAGUGACAGAUUGCUCCUGGCUCAUCCUAAGAGAUGUCCAUGCAAGAACUGGAACGGGGUUUCUAUCGCCAGAUGUGACUGGCUCUCCCACGUGGAGGAGUUGAUCCACCUGAAUAAGUCUGUGGAUUGCUGGAUCAAGGCCUUUGACUGAGCUUUUAUCGACAGCUGAUUCUUCUGUUCUUUCUACUUCAGUCACAAGAAUUGUUUGUUUGGAAUCAGAUGGAAAACUACAACAGUAAGGCCACCAUUGACUUUCUCGUUGGUUUUACAGUAUUAAUUUUUGAGACAUGGGCUGAGUAAUGCAGUCUCCUUUUUGGCUGCUACUCAGAAGCAACUGUGAACAUAUUAGAAGAGGAGGGGAAACAUAAAAUAACUCCCAAAGCACAUAUUAUCUUUUCAUCUUCCCGAUUUUGGAUUGUCUUGGUUUUGCGAUUUGGCUAGUCUGAGACAGAGCUUCCUUAUAAACUCAUAAUACUGAUUCUGGCUGUUGCCUAGGAACAUGUCUCUGGUCUUUCGGGGCAUUCAUGUUCUAAUCAUAGCUCUCUGGCAAAACCUUGUUUACUUCCUUUCCAGGCAGUGUCAAUGACACAGCCUUCAAAGGUUUUGGUUUUAUGUUUAUAACUUGUCUUUCAUUUAUGCUUUAGAGAGGGUGGGUGUGAGGAACAUAUCAGCCCUAGGCAAUUUUCAUUAAGAAUACAGACUGCCAGCUGAAGUGAUUGGAUAGUCCAUAAUUCACAUUUUCUAUUUCGAUAGUAAAAGCAGGCUUGUAAUAAGUCACUCACCUGGCUUCCUUUGGUGAGGAGGAAUAGACUUCAGAUGACCAUGAAGAGAAGCUUCUGUAAAAUGGAAAAGAUCUAGUUCUUUUCUCCCCACCUCCAGCACAAAUGAAUUAAGGGCCAAACUAAGUUCCUAGGAAGCUGUCUUGUACCCAGUCAGACCACUAGCCUAUCCAGCUCAGUACUGUAUGCACUGAAUGGCAAUGGCUCCCUAGGGUUUCAGACAGGGAACCUUUCCCUGGAGAGGCCAGGGAUUGAACCUGGGACCUUUUGCAUGCAAAGCUGAUGCUCUGCCACUGAGCCACAUGGCACAAACAUGUAAUAAUGCAUUUUUUAAAAGUUAUUUGAAUAUUUAUUUAGCAUUUUGUGCAUCCCAGCCUUCUUCCCUUUUGGAGCACUGGGUAGCUAAUGACGCACAGUAAUAAAAGCAGCAUAAAGCAGAACAUAAAUUAUAAUGGCUAACUUACAAAAAGACAGUAGCAAUACAUAUCUAUAGAAUACAUCAGCUGCUGAAGAGGAGUGAAAUUGUGACUGCAGCAUAUAGGAAGGAGGAUUUAAUCCUUUUCCUGUCUGUUGCAGUCCGGCUAAAAACCUCUGCCACCAUCCUUCCAUCUCUCAAGCUGAAAUUGGCCUUGGAACAGAAAUUUCCAGUCGUGCCAGCAGUGAGUUUUGAGUGUGUGGCUUACAUCAGGGCGGUUGUGGUUGGGGAAUGGUUAGACACCCCCUCGCUGUGCAAUAUUCUCUCCCUGCCUGAUGUCAUUUUCUUGCUCUCCCCUCUCCAUCCCCUCGUUGAGAUUUAAAGAUAUCUUUUUUUAAAUGAUACUGUAGUCAGUGGUGUCCAAACUUUUUUCAAAGAGGGCCAGAUUUGCUGAAAGGUAUUGACCUUUUUUAAAGGAUUGAAGUUGUUGAGCUUUUUUUUAGGAUUUUACCCCAGAAAUAAACUGCCACAACUAACUGGAUUCGGCCCCAGAAACAGACUUUGGACAUGCCUGCCUUAGAUGUUCACAUUCAUUUAAUAUUUGAGCCUACCAUACGUAUGUAGAGCAGGUUUUCAGGCUACCCAGUUUUUCUGGGCUAGUAACCUUUGUGAACACACUUGUACUGUGCAUCAGCCCCACUUACCAUGUAUUCGCUGAACCCCUAUAUUAUGUCCACUAAGUCAUGCUGGCCACAUGACCCGGAAGCUGUAUGCUGGCUCCCUUGGCCAAUAAAGCGAGAUGAGCUCUGCAACCCCAGAGUCAGCCACGACUGGACCUAAUGGUCAGGGGUCCCUUUACCUUUACCUAUAUUAUGUCCACACAACGAAAUCCUAUGUACAAGUGUGUGUGCACGUGCCCAUUGGCCCAGGAUCCCUCUUCACAUUGAAGAGCUCUGCUUAGGGAGAAGGGAGCUUAACUGCAACUUCCAGCUUGGGUGGCGUGCUAAGUGAUACCAUAACGUGGCUUACUGUGUUACACAAACAGGAGUCCUGAAGUGAUUUACUGGAACAGCAUCAUACAAAAUAUACAGCUUUGAGUGAUGGCUUCAAUUUCUGCUGACAAACGCAGUAGGUGUAGAUGAGUUUUUAACAUGUUGAUGGUGAUAGUGGAGUAAACUGUUGUGGUCAGCCAGGGCUGUCUUAAGCAUAUGUGGCGCCGGGGUGCAAAGAUCCACUCGGCGCCCCCCCCCCCAGUUGCCCAGUCCCAGGUGCGUAGGAGGGCGGAGCCGGCUGCCCACCUCAGCGUCUCACUGGCUUGGUCGCCCCCGAACUCAUGGCACAGAGCCGCCUGCACAGAAGAGCCCGCUGCAGCGCUCUGACCGACAAGCAGGCUCUUCCCCGGACUCUUGGGCCCCGGACUCUAGGCCUGGCGCCCCUGAGAGCCCAGCGCCCAGGUGUCCUUCACUCCUAGUGCCUAUGGGAAAGACGGCCCUGUGGUCAGGAUAUUUCUCUAUCCUGAAAUCCUGUCUGGAGACUCUUUGUGCUGUUCUUCAUUUGGUGGAGGAAAAGGGAGCGGGAGCACAAAUGUCGAUCAAUAUGUUCCGUAAAACAAUAUGAGAUCAUUUCAGAAAGAGAGCUUGAAUAGCAGAGUUCUGUCACAGCCAAGAAAGUUGUUUUUGGUGUUUCUUCUCUUGCCUUUUAAAAUAAAGGGAGUGUGUGCUUAGUCUUUUGAAAGAGGACAUUAAAAUGCUUGAGCUGGUCUUAAGUUGAACAACAAGUUAAUCUUUUGUUUAGUAAUCUUGGAGAGAAGUCUCAAGGCUUCAAGUCCUUCACUGGAAUAAAUUUUAAAAUUGGCAGCCAGUGAAGGUUUUCAUAAACACUUAGCUUCUGUAGACUGUUCUGCCUGAUGGAACAUCAAGACAAGAUUUAUGCGGGUGGGAACGGAGAAACUCAAUCCAGAAGCAUCAGUGUUUGUACGUUUCCUACUCUCAGUUAACCUCCAUAUAGUUUUGAGGGAUUAGAAGCCUUCCUCAGUUUUCACAUAAGUAGACCCACAGGGUAGUCCUUCUGGGACAGUUCUCCAAAUUGUUACUUGUGGAGCUACCAAACCACUGCGAUCCUGAUAAUAAAAUUAUCAUUAAAUGAAAGGUGUAUGCAGAGAAGUGGGUGGACAACUUUUAAAAUAAUAGAUGAGGGAAGUUCCUCUUUUGAUUUCAGAUGGGAGUUGAAAUUCAACAACAUCUGGAAGGCCACCCCUGGUUUAAUGUUACAGAUAAUGCCUGUGUUGAUUCAGAGGACAAGCACUCAAACAUGUACAAUCGGGGUUAGCAACUGGGUGCCUGCAACUUCUUUGCUAAUGCGACAGUAUAUGGAGAUUUGUUUUGGGGUGAGGAACCCAUUUCAUCCCAUUUUUUAUAGUGCAAAAAAAUCUGACUUUUGUGAAAGAUCUGGAAUGGAUAUACUUGAUAUUUUCAGUAGUGUGGCAUGUGUACAAGCACCAUCUCACUUUUUGUGGAAUAGGGAUGGUUUAGGUGACGGUCUGUUUCAAGGCCACUUCUCUUUGACCAGAGAUGGCAGAUAGCGACAACAGCAGAGAGUCAAAGUACUGCCCAUGACAGCGAUCCUUAUCCUCAGACAAAAUUUCCUCACGGUAGCCAGGUUCACUAUAGCUCAGGCAGACAUAUAGGUCCUCUUCUAAUCCUCUAUUCUCCCUCCAGAUCAGUACUCCAAAAUACUAGGCAUUAAAUAAAUAGCAUCUGCCCUCAUGCACAUGCUUAUAACUCCAUUUACUGGCUGGAGGAGCGCAAGGCGGCGUUAGGGGUGUGACCUACAGCCAUGGAACUUUUCUCAACUUGGUCAUUACCUGCCUUUGGUGUAGAAAGGAAAACCUCACCCUCUAAUAGUGACAUAUAAGCAAAGGUGCAGAGAGUCAGCUACCAAACCCACUCUUUAAACCGCCGGCUCAAACAGUAACUAUCCCACUAUAAAUGGAAAGUGUGGAAAGACCCCCAAGAUACCACCGUAACAAGAAAAUCUGGUGUGGUCGCAGAUGGCGAGGUGAGUGAUGUGCAGCCCCCACCACCUUCGCGCCCCCCUUCAGGAGUGCGGGUGAACAAAGCUGCUUAUGGCAGAUUCAAAGGAAACAGAUCAAGGGCUCCCAAAGCUGCUCCCCUUGGCUAACACGAUUCAGAUGCAGGAGACUUUAGAAAAUGAAAGGAUUAAGAAGUAAUAAAUAAAACAUGCGAAUUUGUCUCUUCCCUCCCCCGCCACUCCUUUGCACAGUGAAAGCCGACGGAUCCGAUUGUGUGUUGGUUUUCCUUUUGAAAUGGCUUCACAGUUGAAGCCUCCUGUCUCUUUAAGACAAUUCCUUGUUAGAUCAGGGAGAGUUUCUCUCUCUCUCUCCCCCCCCUUUUUUCUGAUGCUUGACUAUAAUUACCAGUAUGUCUGGAAUGUGGCAUAUAAAAACAUAAUAAACCUCUGUGUGGGCAGUGCUAGGAUUGCUUCUGUGACUAGGGAGUCUGCUUGGCUUCAAGGGAAAUGGUAGUGUGUUUAUGGCUUUUAUAUUUUUCACCCCCAGUCUCCAGUUUCUGCUAACUUCCUUUCAGAAAACCCCUGCUAAAUAAUAGCACUCUCUUUUUUCUCCCCCCUGCAGAAUGAAGAGAAACGGAAUCUCGCUCUGGGAGGCCAUGUUGGAUUUGACAGUCUUCCUGAUCAGCUUGUCAGCAAAUCUGUAGCGCAAGGCUUCAGCUUCAACAUCCUCUGUGUGGGUGAGUAAAGUGUGCACUGCAAACGAGAAAAGCACUUGGACAAAAACAACACGUAGAAGAAACCAACUUGUUAGAAGCCUGGGAGAGCCGGUCGCUUAGUGGAAGAACACCUGCUCUGUAUACACACAAGGUCCCAGGCUCAAUCCCUGGUGUCUCCAGUUAAAAGGGCCAGGAGAGAUCUCAGCCUAAGAUCUUGCCUCAUCUGCUCUGACAGUAGCUCUCCUAGGCUAGAUGGACAAAGAAUUUGACCUGGUGUGAGGUAGCUUCUUGUGUUUUUCAGGCACUGUUUUCAAACCACAGCCUUCUGCCCAUGGUGGCAGGUGCCCAUUGGGACUGGACUGGUGAGGUUGAAAGCAGGGAGCCCUAGCAGUAGGUGGAGUCAGAGCCAAUGACAGCUACCCUCCUUCCUGGUCUGGUCAUAAGUAAGAAGGCAGGCAGGCAGGGGCUGAAUGAGGGCAUUCCCCAUUGCCUUAAUAGAGCAGUCCCAACACCUUAUACCAUGGCUGAUGUGCAGAGCUGAAUCUCCCAAAUUUGAGAUGUAAUGUAUUUUGUUGAGGCAAGGCUAAAACUACUAUAGUGGUACCUCGGGUUACAUACGCUUCAGGUUACAUAUGCUUCAGGUUACAGACUCCACUAACCCAGAAAUAUUACCUCGGGUUAAGAACUUUGCUUCAGGACGAGAACAGAAAUCAUGCAGCGGAGGCGCUGUGGUAGCAGGAGGCCCCAUUAGCUAAAGUGGUGCUUCAGGUUAAGAACAGUUUCAGGUUAAGAACAGACCUCCAGGACCAAUUAAGUUCUUAACCCGAAGUACCACUGUAAUAGGAUUUCAACACCAUUCACCCUUUUUUUCUUUUUAGUGGGGUAAGGGCUUUGCUUGCUUUCUAUAUGACUGAGUUUCAUGUGAUAUUGAAGAAGGCCAUGACUUAUACAUUGCUUUCACAACUGUGAAAAAGUCACAUUAAGAAGCUGGAUUUUCAGGUAGCUUGCAUUUCUAAUGGCUGGACCUGCUCCUACGAGAUUCAACCAUUGGUUAGAAUAAAACUCAGUGAAUACAGGAUUGGGUAGCUUGCACCAUAUGUUGUUGCUGAAGCUGCUGGCUUGCUUGCUUACUUGCCUUCUCCUCCAUAGUCUGAUAGAGUUGUCUCCCCUAUCUUAUGACUUUCACAGGGAGCAUUAAAGUUACGGUGGUUAGAUUGGAAUCGGAUUGGAAUAAUUUGCUUCUGGCAAUGAUAAUUGGGGCCUUUGAUCUUUGUUUUAAUUUUUGAAACAUGCAUAUGAUUGCUGGGGAACAGGUUUUGGUCUCCAGAAGGCGACCUACAAGGCCAAAUUCUUGCUUUUCUUUUUGCAGAUUUAGCUGCAGCAAAAAUUCCAUAAAUGCUUAUUGUGUUAAUUAUAAUUUUUCCCAGUCCAAUCUGGCGAGUAUUGGAAAAUACUUUUAAAUACAUUGUUCUAUGUGCUCAUGGUUUCUGCUUAGUAAAAUAGCUCAGGAGAGAAUUUAAUAUACUCCAGGUCUCUACUGAGAGCUAUAGGUAUGUACAAAAACUUCUAUGUGAUUUUGUCACACUCAUUGGUAUGUUUCCCCUUUCCCUUAUUUUUCACAUCACAUCUUUUUAAUCAGCUAAGUUAUUUAACCAGGGAAGCAUCAUUUAUUUUCUGUACUAGAACAAAUGGGGAGCAAAUUAUCGUAAUUGUGGUGGGACUUAAAGAAACAGAGCGAUGGAAUUGGGAUAUUUUUAUCCUUAUUAUUGGAACAACCUGUAGUUUUAAAGGUUGUUCAGACCUCCAAGGCCUGCUUUUCUGAGCCUGCAGCUGGAUGGUAUUUGGAUAUGUGCUUUCAGAAAAGAAGAGUUUGACCUUGAUUUUAAGGAAACCCCCAAUAAUGCUGAAUUCCUUUCUCUGUUCUCCAUUCACCUCAGAUUAAUGUAACAAAAUAAAGAUGAUCAACAUUGAUUCUGACAGGAAGACUAAGCAUAUACUGUAGUUGCGUAGGCAGCAGUAUGGGCAAGCAGGAAGGAUUAAGGUUAAAGGCCAUAAAUCAAAAGAAAUAUAUAAAGACCCUUUCUGUGGCUUGGAAUGUCUUGAUAGAAUCUCGGUUACUAAUGGGACUGGGCCAGCCUCAAAAGCUUUCUGUUAACUCAUGUUUCAAAAUAUACCCACACUUCAGUGCCUCUCUGACAAAACAGCUCCACUAUUUCACAAGCUUGGGUAGCCGCCAGCCAUAGCCAGGAGCAAGUAUUCCCUGAUUCACUUCCCAUUUGCUCUGCCAGCUCUCCUUGCAACAUGUCCUUGCAUCAUACACCAGCCCAGGGGUUUCUGGUGCUCUGCCAUCUGUCAAAUAUCCAGACUAGAUUGAAAUUAUUACACUAUUCCACACUGAUUCAUGAUCUCUCAAGGGGAGUUUGCCCAUAAUUAGAACAUUGGAAGUUUCCUAUAGGGUUGCGGAGAGAUCGUGUUGACAUUCUGUAAACCUUUCCCUUAUUAGUCUUCACAUCUCGCUGCUCUUUUCAGUUUUAUGUCUGGAAAAGCAAUGCUAGCCCGUGGCUGCUUAGCAGCACAGAGGAUCGAACUUAAAAGAAAGUGGCAUGUUUAUAGAAAGAAUAUUGCCUCAUGCUAUUAAUACUGCCUUUUGCUCCUAAAACAAAGGAAGUGGGUGGGAGGUGGGAGACACCAUCUGUGUUUUAACAGAGAUUGAGGAGUUGCACAUACUGAAGGUUUGUUUUGUUUGUUAGAAGCCUUUGGGGAGAAAGCUGUAGACAAAUCAAAGGGUCUUUAUUGCGAACUCCCUGAAAUCCAUUUGUUCUGAAAUCAUGAGAAAUAUUUAGCGGGGAAAAAGACAAUGAUGCAUCUCCUUAUUUCUGGAAUUUCUCAGGUGAAACUGGUAUUGGGAAGUCAACGUUGAUGAACACUCUCUUCAAUACAACAUUUGAGACUGAAGAAGCCAGUCACUAUGAGCACGCUGUUCGCUUGCGGCCACGGACUUAUGACCUGCAGGAAAGCAACGUCCACCUGAAAUUAACCAUUGUAGAUGCUGUGGGGUUUGGGGAUCAGAUCAAUAAAGAUGAAAGGCAAGUCACUUUCCGCUUUGGUGCAGAAAAGUCUGCAGUGCUUUGACGUGUAAAGGAAUGUCUUGGGAAUAAGCUGGGCCUCACAUGAGAGUGGCCAUGCAUAAUGUGAUCAGCUGCUUUGGGCGGCCUUCGCCAACCUGGUUCCCUCAAGAUGUUUUGGACUACAACUCCCAUCAACCUCAGCCAGCACAGUCAUUUUGGACUGCAACUCCUAUUACUGGCUGGGGCCAAUGGGAGUUGCAGCCCACAACAUCUGAAGGGCACCAGGUUAGCAAUGGGCAGCUUAGGACACAAUGAUUUACUAAGCUUAUCCCAUUCACAGUUGGGCUUGGUGGGACAUUAUGUACUGGCCUUUGGACAUACUGGCUGUAUUGAUUAUUGAUUACUCAACUCGGUGGGUUACACCUAGGUUGAUGCUUGAGGUGCUGUUCCUCCCUUCCAUUAACUGCUUCUGUCUAUCCUCCCAUUGCUCUAAACAGUAAGCUAAUUGGUUCUUAAGUUUUGCCCUGACUCAUUUGCAAAAUGGCGGCUUAUGUGCCUCCUCCAGCGUGAGGGAAAUAACAAUUUGGAGGAAGGAAUCCUAGGUCCAUAAUGGCACUGAGCAUCAACAGGAGAGGGCCUUUCAGUCAUGCUUGUGGGCUUCCCAGAAGCAUCUGGUUGUUCACUGUGGGAAACAGGAUGCUGAACUAGACGGACCUUUUAACCUGCUCCAACAGGGCUGCUCUUCUCUUCUUGGGCAGAUGAUAAACAAUCAGUGCUUUCUCUGUUCCUUUGUGACCCUAUCACUUUGCAUGUAGCCCCCACCCUUCUCUGGCUUCCAUUCUUAGAAACAAGUAGCUGAGGACAGUUGAUGUCUGAGUAAAAGAUGCAUAAUGUAAUGCAGACUUGGACCCCCCUCCCAUGCUCUUUUUCUUCUCCCACACUUUUUUUUAAAAACCCCAAUAAUCCUUUUUAGGCUGUGUAACUGAAAACACUUGUUUAAAACUUCAGCGUUUUAGUUUGUAAGGAUCAAAUCUCUUACCGAUUUUUUACUUUUCAGGGUAGCUUGUGGUUUUCCUCAGCCAUGACGAAAACUAGUUGCAAAAAAUAAAUAAAUACCCACCAGUUGGGACCUUAUGGUGAAGGGUGGGUAAUGAAUUGAGUAAAGGACUCUCAAAUAUUUAUUGCAUUAUACUUUAAUUAUGUAUUUCUUAGUUUUAUUUGUAUCCUGACCUUCAUCCGGGGAGUGUGGAACAGUAUUUUAGCCUUGCAACCACUCUGUACGGUUGGUUCAUCUGACAGAUGGUGACUAACCCAACUAACUCUGUGAACUCCGUAAAUGAGCUGCCAUUAGAUGCUCACUUGACAUAUGAACAGUGUGAACAUCCUUGGUUAUAACUCAAGUGUGUAGUGAGUAACUGUGGUUUCAUGUUAUCACUUCUGCUUUAUAACAAAGUUAUCAAGUUCAGCUCAUCAGCAUAACACCCCUCCUCCCCAGAAGUGCUUUUGGCCUUAUUUCCAGUUUCACUUCUUGUGUGUGCACCACCUUCUGCCUAAUUUUAGCUUUACCUCAUGAGGUAACCUGUCAUUAGUUAGCACUAAAGGUUUUUAACAUCUCUUGCACUGAAUUAUUAUCAAAGCUUGGCAGAUGGGGGAGACUGGGCCAUUCCUUUCACAGCAUCCUUGAAAGUGCCCAGUCUUUCUUUGUUAACUUUAGCAUUCAGGUUGCUAAUGGAAUUCGUUUUUAGUUACAGGCCGAUAGUAGAUUACAUUGACACGCAGUUUGAAAACUACUUACAAGAAGAGCUCAAAAUCCGGCGUUCCCUCUUUAAUUAUCAUGAUACAAGAAUCCAUGUCUGCCUUUAUUUCAUCACUCCAACUGGUCACUCGCUGAAGUCCUUGGAUCUGGUAACCAUGAAAAAGCUGGAUAGUAAGGUAUGUGCUUUACCUCACACGUCCUACGAGCAUUGACUUUCAAUUAAGUACAAGCUUUGGUUGGCACCUUCAACCACCAAUAACUGUGUAAUUUAAUUUAUUUGCUUCAGUUUUCUGUACGCCACUUAGAGAUUGUUUUAAAAUAUUAAGAGGCAUAGAAAUGGUCUAAAUCAAUAAAUAUAAAUGUUUAUUCACUUCUUCUGCCAAGGAGGUAAAAGACUCCCUGUUCUCAGCAGUUGCCUUAGACACUAUCCUUCCCACUUCAUUACACUCAUUCUAGGCCACUUCAGCGUUAUAAAAUUUGUUGUUGUGAAUGUCUCUCUUUGAGCAAUCCAGAGUGCAUCAACAGUGCUGAGAUAUGCAUGGAUUGGGGAAAUAGGUUAGGGGAAGGAAAUCCUGUAGGCUUAUGGAAUUUAUGUAUCACUGUUCUGAUUAAAGUAAGACAGCCCUGACUAUUGCGUGUGGGAAACAACUUAACAGAAGUUAUAAGAAGAUGGUCAACGCCGUAAAUCAGUUUGUGUUAACGGCAGUUGUUCUGAUGCAGUAGUCAUUGGGAUGCAUUGUUCUGGUGAGUUCAAUAAGGCAGCAACCAUUUGUGGCUGUAGCCAGAUGUAGACCAUCUUAGCAAUGCUGAUAAUUGCUUCCAUGCAGCAUGUGCUCAGCCAGCCAACUCUCCUCCUAGCUGAUGACUAGGUGUGUGAUGUUCAAAGUGAAGUCCAUGCUGUGAGGGGAGCUUGAGGCAGAGGGCAAAGGUCAUUCACGUGAAAGGAUUCAUGUUCAAAACAAAAAAGUUCACAUUUUUAUUGGGUGACCUUUUUAACUUUAAGAACAUAAAACAUUUUAAAUAACCAAAUGAUAUACUUUGCUAAGGAUUAAUUGGAACACCGCAUCUGCUGAGGAAUAGAGAUGAGUCACUUAUAUAUUUCGGCUCCAUCAGCUUGAAUCCUGAGCUUCAUAUGCUGAGCUUUGCCCACUACUUUUGUGUGUUGCUGUUUGGAGGCUAUACUAUAUCCCCACCCCACCCCCCAGCAACCACUUCUGACACUGGCAGAAUCCUUAAUCCUGCAUGCAUAGAUAUUUAAUCAGAUUCAUAUGUGUAUAAUGCUCAAGUAUGCAUAUGUAAUAGAAAGAGAGAGAGAGAGAGAAUCAAUCCCAAGUAAACAUUAAGGUCUGGUUGAUAGCUCCAGUUUAGUCUUUGUUGGCAUAUGAAGUGAGUAUUUAAGAUAUCGAGAUCUCAAAGCAUGGGGCUGACAAUAAAAUAGUAGAAAUAACAAGUAGAAAGACAAGUGGCUAACUAGGAUUGUGUGCUUCCAUUGCAGAACUUUGUCAUGUUUUGCUCUCUUUCAUUACAGCUCACAGGAAGUUCUUUACAGGGGCAUAAAUAUUAAUAUAAUAAUAAACAGUACAUUUCUGGUGGCCAGAGAGGUAUCCUAAUUUUUCAGAAUGGAGUGCCUUGGUAAAGAAAAUGUUAUGAUUAAGUGUAGUCUGAACCUCAGAACCCAGGUCUGUGGGAUACGUAGGAAAUAAUGCUCUCAAUUUCCAACUUGCUCUUUGUCCCUUUCCGAGAGCUGCUCCUGAUUCAGAUGUGGCUUGGAUACUACAUUGGCUUGAGAUCAAACAUCUGCUUAGCAAAGAUGUAGGCAUCUGAACUGGCUAUGCAUUGAUGGGGAGGGGGGCAGCUGUUCAACAACUCUGCAAUGUCAGCAUGGUGAUGUCAGACACUGGGUAGACUGUCUGGGUUUCCUGUGAUAUUAAUGUAUCUGGUUCAUCCAAAUGACUUCACCAGGCUUUUCCAGGGUGGAGGAUCAUUCUCCGCAGUUCUCUCUCCCAUCAUGCACUGGGGUGCUGCUGAAGUCAUAACCAAAGGAUCUGUUGCCUACUUUAUCUGAUUACUUCCAGACAGCCAAAAAUGGUCUUCAAAGCUGAAUUACUACAUUAAAUAAUAGAUGGCUGAGAUUGCACCAUGUCUAGCCGUUCAUAUCUUGACACUCACAAGUUAAAAGUAUCCAACCCUAUCUCAUUUACCACUUUAUCUUAACUCAGCAUACAUUUUGGCGCAGUAAAGUACAGCUCUGUUUUGGAAAACCACCUGUUUCUAAAAGGGCUUUUAUGAUACAUGUAUGUUUUAUUAUGUUGGCUUCGAUUUUUAGCAUGCUGGUGUUGCAUAUCUUUAAUCUCAUUCCAUGCUUGCUCUUUCCUUGUGGUGGCUUCACCUGAUAAUUCAGAAGAGAGAUUCUGGCUAUGUUUCCAGCUCUGGAAAUGGAAUUGGGAGUGAAGGUCAAGAAGAUGCAAUUUUGGAUGCAGUUUUGCGAGGACAGAUUGAUUACCUGUGGGGAUAUUUUAAGAGAAAUCCCAAGAUAAUGAAAAGUUGUCCAGCUUGCUCUAUAAUUCACAAUAUAGUGAUGGGAGAUGGUGGCUGGGCUCCAAAGAACUGAGUGGGCUUGUACAAUUGGCUUGGGUCAGCCAAGUGGCAUAUUUUACUCUUUUCAGCAGCUGACUCUCAAGCUAGAUCACAAACUGCUUUUACAACUCUUUAUUUUCCAAAGCAGUUUGCACUGAAGGUGUGAGGGAAGCUGCUGUUUAAGGAAAAACAAGCCUAAAGCCUCCUUUGGGUGAACAGACUAGUUUUGCAGUUAUUUUAAUCCAGGCCAGCACUGACAACUGUGUCUUCUUGAUGACCCUGACAGUGCUUUGUUGCAGCAAAAGAGCAGUAAGCCAUGCACCUGCCAAUUCAUUGCAAAUAGAAUUUGUGGGAAUUUUGUUCUGUAGGCAGACAUGGAAAAGCCAUUGUCACUCAAGUACCUGUGUGUUGGUGGGCCACCAGGUAUUCAACUUUAAGCUCAAUUUCCCUGAAGUUGCCUGGCUUGCUUUUUCAUGCUGAUUUUUUAGAGCGUGCUUCUCUGUUCUUUUUGGAACACAUCCAUGCUCCCCCCCCCCCCAAUAAAUUCACCUUUUUAAAAAAUCAGCACCUCUGCAUUUCUUCAAGCUAAUUGCUGGAAUCAGUGAAUGCAUGGUUUAGCAAUUAGGUUUAAGAAAUAACAACAUUUUAAUUGGCUGCCAGUUGCUUAUAAAUUCCAUUUGUUCACAACGCCUGCCAGGAAAUUAAAGCAAGGGGAGGCUUAGAUCUAAAGCACAACAUGCUCUUUUCCAACAGUAGCAUCCAAUACCUACAACCUGUGUAAAGUCUUACCUGAGGCAGGGAGCUCCCAGAGUUGCACCCAAGAGGUUCAAGGGGCUGCCAUGGAAUGGAAGUAUUAUUCACACACAUUGUGUCUUUUCUGUUCGUAUGGAGGGGGUUAUGAAUCCUGGCCAAAAUCUCUCUUCAUUUGCCUCUUGAAAGCAAACUACUGUUAUCAGACAGGAUUAGAGCAGAUCAAAGUAGAUCUCUGCUUUACUUUAUACCCAUGGUACAGUCUUGUUCAUCCAGAUGUUUUGGACUACAACUCCAAGCUAGCUGACUUACUGCAAGGCCUCAGAAAAAAAUAUAUUUUUGUGAUAGAAAGUCAAUUUUUUGACACUGGUUAGAUUUAAUUGUGUCAGAUUGACUUCACUCAGAAUAGUUCUUUUUUUCCUCUUGCUUUACUUUGAAAGCCCUAAUCAUACUACAGUGGACACUUGCGUUGCAGACGUGAUCCGUGCAGGAUGCACGUUCACAACCCACAACUGUGCAUCUGCACACGUGCGGGUUGCGAUUUGGUGCUUCUGCGCAUGCACAAAGCGUGAUUUAGCGCUUCUGUGCAUGCGCAACCAACGAAACCCAGAAGUAACGCGUUCUGGUACUUCCGGAUUUUGGCAGUCCGAAACCCGAAAAAACACAACCUGAAGCGUCUGUAACCUGAGGUAUGACUGUGCAUACAUUAAUAUACUUGGAAGAAUAAUGUAAAUUUCCUUGGAUAUCUGAAUGCAAGAGAAUACAUUGUGGCUGAGGGUGGCUAAAUACUCCAUGCCUGAGUGGUAACACUUACUAGUUCAACUGUUUGAUUUGACAGACUUGCAUUCACAAUGCUAAGCAACAUUCUGCUCUUAGCUGGUGCUCCAGACAGCUUGUAUUCAGCUAGCUUUUACUCAAGAGUAGACCUAUUGAAAUUAAUGAACAGGGCUAACUUAAUUAAUUUCAACUAUACACACUACUAGGAGGUUUUGAAAUGGGUGGAUUGGUGGCAACGGGAUAUUAAAGAAGAGCGGAGACCUAAUUUAAUGUGCUUAUACAAAUGAAGCUGGGGGAGCCUAGUAUCCCUAACACAGUGCAAUUAAUGACAGGCCUCCAAAACUCUUUGGGGGGGGGAAAUACUUCCAUUGGUUUUAUUUCUUUUGCAGGUGAACAUUAUCCCUAUAAUUGCCAAAGCUGACACCAUUUCCAAGAGCGAGUUGCACAAGUUUAAGAUUAAGAUCAUGAGCGAACUGGUUAGCAAUGGAGUCCAGAUCUAUCAGUUCCCCACGGAUGAUGAUGCUGUGGCUGAGAUUAACUCUGUGAUGAAUGUGAGUAAUGUGCUUACCACAACAAGUUUUUAUAGUUUUGUAUUGAUAGCAGUGACGUAUCAAAACUGAAGAUUGUGUGAACUGGUAGACUCAGUUUGUAGUGGUGCUUUGGUGCUAUUAGUCCCAUUUCUCAGUGGAGCACUCCUUGUUGUAUAAGGAAACAGUGGGAUCUUUAGUUGGGUUGGCUUUUGCGACGGCGCAACGGCCCUUUUCCCCCUGGUGCCGUUGGGGCAUACUCACUUAAAAAUAGAGUGCGCCUACCUCACAGAACACCACUUCCACGAAUUCCCUCAAACUACCCCAGAUUAUCUUGUGGGGGACUUGCGUGAGGUAAAACUUAAUAAUUAGGAGUCUCAGGCAGGAUUUGUUCAAAUAAACAAUAACGAUUUUAUUUAACAAGGAAGUUUAUGACACAAGUGGAUAAAACUUAGGAUACUUCAGUUUACAAUGUUAUUUCACUUCAAGGUUUUCUCAGUUGUUUCACACUUAAUACUUUGGUUCUUAACUUAAUACUUUGGUUCUUAACAAGGUGGUACUUUCUGUUAGUUACACACCCCCUAGACAACCCUACUCCUGAGGUACUCCAAGUAAUAGACCCAAGGUUUCACUGGUUUGGGAGUCUUCUCUUACUAGAAGACUCUCUCCCCUCCUGACUGGAAUGAGACCUAAGUAUAUUGUCUCUUUACAGCCUCUACUUUUCCUGUCUCAGCCUCCCAGUUAAUUCCUGGCCUAAUUACUCUUACAGGACACCACACACUGUCCUUCACACUAAGCUCAGAGACUCCUUUCUCUAGCUUGUGAUAUUUUCCUCAGAGUGGAUGCUUCUAUCCAGAACCAACUCUCACUCCCUCUCUUCCUGCCUAUCCUCCCACUCUCAAUCCCAACCUACUCCAAAACCUCCUCCCUCUCUCCAAAUCCUCUCCUUUUCAAUUCCCUACCCUGAACAGCCAAUCAGAGGCUGUCAUACAUUAACCCUUUUUUGGCAUGGGGAAAAGAAAAAGAAAAUACUUGGGGACCCAACCAGCCCUAGCAAAAACAAACUUUUCUGUCGCAGCUAUCAUCAUAUACAAUAAAUACUCAUGGGUAUUACCAAAAUUACUUAGUACUUUCCCAAAAAAUAGAAUGCUGAAAUGUGGUACACAAAUAGUCCUACACAAUCCAAUUACCUGAACUGGACACUCUUUUUAAAAUGCCUCUUUCUUAAGCUUGCACUAUGGUCAACUUCAUAACAGCAAACAGUGCCAGACAGAGUAGAGAUAUGGAACAUCCCUUUCACACUCAUUUUUGGAAUGGGGAGUGAAUUUGCAAUGCUAUCUUCUAAACAUACUGUGGAUGUGACAGGCUCUACAAGUUGCCUCUUCCCAUACCUGAAUAAGCUGUGGAUUGUGGAAGCUGAGUGAGUAGGAAUACCAGACAUCCAGAGUACUUUCCUUCUUUCUUUCUUUCUUUCUUUCUUUCUUUCUUUCUUUCACCUUGAGUUGUGUCCAUAUAAAGACCCUGUUGGGUGGAUCAAUCUCAGAUAUAAGAAGUCAUUGAGGCAAAACCUGUUGCUUGGUCAGUAGCUUGCCUACAGUUAUUUAAUAGUUGUGAUUCACCCCAUGAGUCCCAUCUGUGGAAGCCCUGAGCAAGCAACGUGAUAGUAUACAUCUGAGCAAUGAAGAGUCAGGUGGGAUAUGGGAUAUAUAAUCUACCCAAAAGCAUUCCUUUUGGCAAAGGUUGUUCAUGGAGAAAGUCAUUGUGUGAAAUCUUCAGUUCUUGGUUUAUAGUUGAAAAUGCUAGGUCCCCCCCCUCCCUUUGUCUUGUUUUAGUGUAACAGCAGAAGAUUUUUCAGAAUAAGUUUCUUUCUGCUGUCAGCAAAAAUGCCAAUACCACAGAUGUGGGAAAUGUGAUUCUGUGCUAUGAGGAGUUGAACUGAGGCUGAGGGCGCAAAUGACAUUUUAUAUUUUGCACUGAAUUCCAUGGUUAUGUGUCAUUUUAGGCUCAUCUGCCGUUUGCUGUUGUAGGAAGCACAGAAGAGGUAAAGGUUGGAAAUAAAAUGGUGAGGGCUCGCCAAUAUCCUUGGGGUGUGGUACAAGGUAAGUCGGAAGCCAAGCCUCUUGACAGUGUUGUGUAAACUUUCCUUGAUUGUUUCCUGCUCUUGUAGCUGUAUGGGCUGUAGUCAUCAUUAUUCGUCCUCGGAGUAAACCCAUUGAAAUGAAGGGACAUGACUAAUGGACCAUUAAUUCCAAUAGACCUACCCAGAGUAUGACUAGCCCAAUGGGUUUACUAAUGUUCAAUUUUAUGCCAAAGUCAGCUUGCCCUCAGCUCCAGGGAAUGUCACAGUUCUGUUUCCUAUAAAAGUCUUUCAUAAGGAACAUUCCUAUCAUGUCACCUUUAGAUGACAAUUAGGGUUUUUUUCCUAAUUGUGCUUGGCACCAUCUAAUUUUUAGCACCUGGCAGUUUAUUUUGAUGGCUGUUCUCUGUUUUCAUUACUAGGCUGGUAUUUUAUUGUGUCAUUAUACAUGUUUUUAUUUUUACUGAUUAUUUGUCAGUUGCAGUAUCUGUGGAAAUGUUCCCGGGGGGGACGGGACUUUAAAAGCACACACUAAAAAUAUGCAUGCUGAUCUGGCAAGGCUCUGUGGUGUUUUAUUUUACAUUUGUUUUUGUAAGCUGAUUUUCCAACAACAAAGUUGAGCUGAAAGUGGUUCCCAAAGAUAGCAAAGCGCAUUAAAAACGGAUGCUGUUGCUAUUUUUUCAUUUAUUAAUUGCUUCCUAUGAAGAAUCCCAAAGUGAUUUUACAAUACAAUUAAUACAUUUAUAAAACAAUUGCAUACAUACAUUAAAAAUAAAAUACAUAUAAAUACAAAAACAAUUAAACAAUACUUCAGGUGAUCUAUUAAUAUAAAUCAAAAGCAGAUGGUAAUAAUGCAAUAAAUACAUCUAUACACAAUUAAAAUACAGUUGAAUACAAGGAUACAAAAACACCCUCAUGGUCGCCACAAAUUCAUGCUAUAUACUCACUAAGCUGCACCAUGGUUCAAGGCUUUGAAGCAUGGUGGCACCAGUAGUUUUAGGAGACUGUUCCUGAUUAAAUUAUACAGGCACCUAAAAUUCUGGUGUUUAUCUGUUAAAAACAUUUUUGUUUCAUCAGGUAUUUUUAGAAAAUUUAUUCAGUUCAUUGUUGGUUCUGUAUUUUUUAUUUUAUGAUGUUUUGAUGAUUUUAUAUUACAUUUUUGGUGUGUAUCACCACAAUAUUUUCGAUAGAAGCUAGUGGUAUAUAAAUACCAUAAUAAAGAAAUGAAAAACAUUUUUUAAAAAAACCAGUUUCACUCAAAUAAGUACCAGACACAAUCAUUUCCUGCUUCCAAAUAAACAAGCCUAAAAAAAAAAUCACCAUAACAAUAAUAUGGAUGAUAUCCUGCAUUCCAUAUUUAUUUAUACAGAGGCAGCAAUCUGAAAUGCAAUUGCUAGAGAGUAAGCCCCUUUUGUACCCAAGGGUGACCUCUGAGUAAAUUUGCAUAGUAUUUAGUUACAAGGUUUGCUGAUUGGACGGCACAAAGCUGUCCUUCUCUUAACGGAGGAAACACUCCUUCAGUUCUGCUUAGAAUGUUACACCAAUAAAGGAAACCCCAGGAUUUUGAGUCAAGUUGGUGUGUAUAAAGCAUGGGUAGGCAAACUAUGACCCGAGGGCCGGAUCCAGCCCAAUGGCCUUCUAAAUCCGGUCUAGGAAUCAGCGUGUUUUUGCAUGAGUAGAAUGUGUCCUUUUAUUUAAAAUGCAUCUCUGGGUUAUUUGUGGGGCAUAGGAAUUUGUUCAUUCCCCCCCCCCCCAAAUAUAGUCUGCCCCCCCACAAGGUCUGAGGGCCAAUGGACCGGCCCCCUGCUGAAAAAGUUUGCUGAUCCCUGGUAUAAACCAUCCAUUUUUUCACAAUGGCUAUGCUCCUUCUCUUCAUUUGCUCAGUUGAGAAUGAAAGCCACUGUGACUUUGUAAAGCUGCGAGAGAUGCUGAUCCGUGUCAACAUGGAAGAUCUGCGGGAGCAAACUCACACUCGCCACUACGAGCUUUACAGGCGGUGUAAGCUAGAAGAAAUGGGCUUCAAAGAUACUGAUCCUGACAGCCAGCCAUUCAGGUGAGAGAGCAUCCUCUCCAUUCUUGCUUUCCACUGGAAUACCUGUACAGGUGUGUGAAGGCUGCAAGUUCUGUCAGAAUCUGGGGCACUCUUGUAAGCAGGAUGACAGUAAUGUGUCAUGUCCUUAAUGCCUCACCGCCUCCCUCUUUGACACAUGCAUGCGCAGCACAUGUACAUAGGUGUAGCUUUAUAGCUGCUUAUUGUCUUCCGUUGUUUUUCAGCACCUUUUAAUGUCUAAGUGAUUUGAGGUUUGUGUCUUUUGUGUCUUAACCAGCCUUCAGGAAACCUAUGAGACCAAGAGAAAAGAAUUCCUCUGUGAGUUGCAGAAGAAAGAGGAAGAAAUGAGGCAAAUGUUUGUGAACAAGGUCAAGGAAACAGAGUUGGAACUGAAAGAAAAGGAGAGAGAAGUGAGUGUCAGAGAAUGGAAUCUGGGCCACAGAGUCAUAUGGCCAAACGUAAUAGGGUGUGUGGGUGUGUGUAUUCCUAUGACACUACAAUUAUAAUAUUCCAACACUGAGAAGCAAAGAAAAUGAGAACUACCUUGCUGGAUCCAACAGAGGCCUGUCAAAUCCAGCAUUCUGUCUCCAUUGAUAUGAGCAGCCGGAUCCUUCUAGGAGCAUUAUAGGGACAUUCAUCCUGUGGGGAAUGCAUUAGAGGGUUAGGAUUGCUCCCUAAUUUGUUUAAUCCAUUUUUAAAGGCUAUCUAAUCUAUUGCUCUUGACCAUACCUUGCAGUAGUAUAUUCCUUUAUUCUUGUGUGUGAGAAACUUCAAAUUCAUUUCAUAGGCUGGCUCCAACUUAGGAAUUUUUAUUUGAUAUGAAAGCUGUGGGGGAAAGUCUUACAACUUCUGAAUUUUUGUGUCUGAAUUUAUUAAGAUCUACUCCAGGGCUUUCAGUAUCUAAAACCUAGAUGAAACAAUCCCAAAAUGACUGCAUCAAUGUCAUACCUCCAGCAUUAUCUUACCCUAGCUAUGAGCUGCUUCAUUUUUUGUAAAAGAAACCUUUCAACUACAGUGGUACCUCCUGUUAUGUACCGUCCCCCUUACAAAUGCUGCGGGUUACAUGCUCCACUUACCCGGAAGUAGAUGCCCCCUGUUGCGACCUUUGCAAGUGGAAGUUGCGCUCUGGCAGUGCAGCAGCAGUGGGAGGCGCCAUUAGAGAAAGCACGCCUCAUGUUAUGAGCAGUUUGCUGUUACGAACGGAUCUCCAGAACGGAUUAAGUACGUAACAUGAGGUACCACUGUAAUCAUGAAGGCAUGUUGCUAUCCUUCAGGAGCACAAGGGGCUAAUCUGACACAUGAAGGUCAGGCAAGUGGGUGUCAAAUAAUUGUAAACCUUUGUUCUUCAGCUGGAACUAAGGGCCGGGCCACAUAUUAAUGGAGUGGAGGAAUUGCUGUUUUCACUAUAGCGGUCGCUCCACUUAUGUCUGUGGAAAGAACCCGUACAAAUCAGACAGAAUUAGUCCAUCCCACAUGGAUCCAUUACGUGGAUGUUAAUCAGAGCAGCGCUGGAUCCAGAAGGGACACCUGUGUUUCUCAUUAGGGUUUAACUCUGCCCUCUGUGGUGACCUAUAGGACACACUUGCUUGGAUGGUAGUGCCUUGCUAUAGGUCAGGAUUGGGCUCUACUUCCUGACAGUGGAGGCAGCACUGACUGGGUUUUUUCCUUCCCUCCUUUGGCCAGCUGCAUGAGAAGUUUGAACAUCUAAAAAGAAUGCAUCAGGAAGAGAAGAGGAAAGUGGAGGAGAAGAGAAGAGAGCUGGAGGAGGAGAUGAACGCCUUCAACAGGAGGAAAGUGGCAGUUGAAACCCUGCAGUGUCAGUCUCUGCAAGCCACUUCACAGCAGCCGCUGAAGAAGGACAAAGACAAGAAAAAGUAAGCAGUUUGACAUGAACUUCACUUUGUUUCCAUCCUUUCCCAAGACAUUCACACCCAAGUCAAGUCAUCUAAAAAUAUUGCAACAGAUGAGUUAUUAUUAUUAUUUUUUAAAGUGGUGGGAAGGAAUGAGGAGGGGCUCAAGAAGUGGUUUAGACAAUUUCCAGAAUUAUAAAGAAGCCCCAAUUUCCCAUUCUAACAGAAUAAGCCAAGGAAAUGUAUAAAUUUUAGCCAUAGUUUCGCAACCAUACCAAAGAUUUAAGGAGGGAAAAGACCUCCAUCUUAGACUAAGGAAGAUUGAUCCAGUAAAUGCCUCUUCUGGCCCCAGGAUAGUCUUGUCACUUUUUCUUGAAGUGCAUUAGCAAUGAAAACAAACAUAAAACAAUUUCAUACAAAAACAAGUUCAUACACACACACACAUCUAUGCACACAUAUACACACAACUAGUAUUAAUUCUUUGUCUACUGGCCACCAUGAAAGGGAAAUAAGAGAGUUCUGUAUAAAUAGAUCAGUAUUGUUUUAUGUAGUGUUGACAUUAAGCAUCCCCAACAGGGAUUCUUGUUCCAUGGGAUCUUGAAAUGCAGUUGAUUUCACUUUUGGUUAGAGUAGGUUCUGUUCUCCAUGUAGGUCUACUCAUUAUAGUGGACAAAUUCAGUGUUCAGGCUGCAUCUUGUGUUAUACCUCCACAUGAACUUGUGCAGUUGCCUUGAUACAGAGUCAGACCAUUAGCCAAUCCAGCCCAUUACGCUGAGAAGCAGUGGCUGCCCAGAGUCUCAGGCAGAGAUCUUUCCUACACUGCUGUGUGAGAUCCUGCUAACUGGAGAUCUUACAGAUAAAACUGGGAACCUUCCCUCAGGCAAAGCGUAUUCUGUACCACUGAGUCAUGUUUCAUCCCUCCAGGUAAACUGGUACAUGGGACCCUAGCAAUUACCUUGUUGGAGCAGAUCAAAGGUCUUCUAGUCAAACAGGGGCCAGCCAUGUCUCUGGGAAGUCUAGGAAAGAGGAUAUUGUGGAGAUACCACUUUUGAUCUUUGUCUCCAGUGUUUUGAUCUUUGUCUCCAGUGUUAACUGGCAGACUAAAACAGGACUUCCAUAUUCAAAAUAUAUUUGUUGGCUCUCAUUGUAAAGCUGUCUAAACCAGUGACCACACUGCAUCUUGUGAUACUUAAUUCCACAAACGAGUUUUCAAUAUCCGAAUAAGCACAUUUUUGUUUUGAAUCAGCUGCUAAAAGUGUUUCUCCGAUGUACUCUUCCGGCAGGUUAUCACCUCUUUAUAGCUGCUACUCGUAGUUGAGCCAGCUGCAGUACAAAAUGGGGAUAAACAGGGAUAAAAACCAUACUACUACUUUGCUACACCUGGUAUUUUAUACUUAUUAAAAUAUUGAAGUUCAUGGAGGUCCAAGCCUUGUUUUUGGUAACCAUGCAUCAUAAUGAUAAUGAAGGUGAGAAUACAAGGCAAGGAUUAGCUCAGUUCAAGUUUUAAUUUAAGUACAGUUUCCUGCUACCUUGUGAGAUUGUUUGAAGACAAUGAAAUCCCUCCACUGCAAAUUAAUAAUUUUCCUGCUUAGAAUGUACUGAAACUUCUGUGGCAUAUUUAUUGUUCUUCUUCUUGCUAAUACUUCUUUCUCUUGCUAAUACUAUGGAGGACGCCUGCCUCUCAUCUUUAGCAUCUCUUCUACUUGAUCUAGGAUCCAAGAGCUAUAGCUUGUUUUAUGAGAUAUACUCUGAUUCACGUCCGACGGUUUUCAGUGAUCUGCUGUAACGCAGUCUUUGCUUCAAAGUAUUGCCAUGUGUGAUACGGUUGCAUGUCCAGCCUUUGAGAUUAAAGGUGCCCUUUACUUAAAAAGGCGAGGAUAAUGCUGAAACGUCUUCCUCAACCUACGCUUGCCUAUGAAUACUUGCCAGCAUUCAUAUGCAUAGCUAGCCAACCAGCUGCAGAAGUUAUGCGUAUCUUCUCCUUCUGGUCCAUUCAAGGACUUGUACGACAGUUUUGAUGCUUUGUUAAUGCUAGAGAAUGUAACAUGCAUUCUAGUCUCUGCUGUGGUCUGUACCCUCCCCAGACCUCUGCCCCUGGUUUUUCUACCCUCAGUUCAGUCAGAGGCAACUCACCUGUUCAGGUAUUCAGAACCACAAAGCAAUAAGCCUGUGAGGGAAGAGAGCAGGACUGUCACACUGUGCUGGUUCCUCCUGCCCCACACCGCCACCACUUCCCAAUGCUGUCUGUGCAUGUUUGCUGAAGGUUCUGGCUCACAGGGAAAGCCCACGUGUCCAUCAGGCAUUGCAGACAUUCCCCCAACACAGAGACAGAAUUGGAGAGAGGCUAGCAUGGAUGUGGAGGCAGGGCAAGGGUGCACAGUCCUAUUUUUCUUUGUCGUGCAAUUAUAGUCAUGGUUGUGAAGGCCUUUGUAGACCUGAAGUUGCUUAGCACAUACGUUGAUAUCCUCAUUCUGUUGUUAGAGGUCAGGGUCCCAGACGAUGCUCAGCUGAUGCUAGCUGCCAACUUUUCCAGAUUCUUAUUCUCAAGAGUGGGCUCACGUGUUACCUUUGUAGCAUGAAAGCCACUUCUGCCUGGACCCAGGGCACUGCUAGAUUAGCGACAUCUGUAAAGAAGGAACUUGCGUGAGUUAGGAUUGUGGUAGGGAUCCUUCUUUCCUACUGUUGUCAGGAAGUGGUGGUGACAUCACUCUACCAUGUGAAUGAAUCCUCCAAUGAUAAUAUUGUGAGGGAUGUCAAAUAGCCCGCCUUGGAUCCGUGAUCUCUGUUAGUUGCUUAUUACUGCCCAGAUACAAUGCAGCUUGGGCCCUAGGAGUAAUAAUGCAGGUUUUAUAAGAGAUUUUUAAUGAUCUGUGUAAUACAAGAACUGUUGUCCUUGCAGCUACAGUGUAAAAGAGAGGAAUGGAUGACAUUCUGCAAGUGGCAUAUAGUGUACCAGAGCUGGGGAGGGUGCAAAAAAUGGUGUAGGCAAGGUUGUGGGGGGGGAGCUCACCUGAAGCAAGUUGAUGUGAACUUGACAGCCAAUGACUUUCUGAGCUAAGGUGUGUUACAAAAUUCUGGCAAGUUGCUUUGCCUCAGAAUGUUAGUAGUUUUGCAUUAACUAUUGAACUUCAAGGAAAGAACCUUAGUGUUUUUAUGUGAUUUAUAUUCUUUAUCUAUUUUAAAAAAAUGAUAUGAUUGUGUGACUAAGCUAUAGAACUGAUCAACAACUACAUAGUCUCAGAUGAUGUAAUAUUUGCUGUGUAAUACACAGUGCAGUCUAUUUUUUCCAUGCAUACUUACCCUAGGUAAGUGGAUGAUGACGAUUGUAAGAUAAAUUACCCAUCUCUUACUAGUAGUUCAAACUAAAACGUCUAGCACAAGUUGUAGAAAAGUUACAGAAUUGGGCUAUAAGAUUGCUGUAGGGGCUUCUGUCUCACAUACAAGUGGCUUCUUUGUUCUUUACUCAUGCUAAAUUUCAGCCUCUUGUCUUCCAUGAAUUAAGAAUGCUGGUGAUGAUUUGUGCUUAUGUUAAGCUUAAUAUGAUGUUGUAUCCUUUUGACAGAUGCCUGGUUAUCAUGAUUAGUUCUAUCUAACAUUACUAGUACUUAUUUCUUUUUAUUUUUUAAAAAAUUCAGCAGUUUUGGUGAACAGUCUAUUUAUAUUUCUGUAUGAAUCUUAUGGAGCAGCAGCGUAACUAUCCUAUUUAGCAUGAGCAAGAUGACUUACAAUAUGAUGAGCUAAAGUGAGUCACAAUAGCCUGUCUAGAACGCCAGUGUCAGCCACCGCCAAUCCAGGAUCUUGAACAGACCCCAGUCCUUCUAACAGAGAUCUUAAAAACAGAAAUGCCUGAGAUUGAACUAGAUGACUCAUAAGUUUAAAAACCUGUGGUCUGUUAUUCAGGUAAACUGAUUAAUCUUAUCUCUAGUGCAAUUAAUUAGAUUUUUUGUUUUGUCUUUUUUAAAAAGUAAGGCAAGAACGAUUUGAUUUUGAUCAUGGAGUGGUCUGGUUUACAUAGAACAUUAAACCAUGGUUUAAUGUUAUGUGGCCAAACCUUCGCAAGCCCAAGCAAAGAGUCAGACUCACUCACAUCACUUUCCUUCUUCUCCAGCCAGGAGUGUGACUUCUGCUGAGCUUAGUUUAACUUGCAAAUUAACUCAUCUUAGCAUUACAUGUGUACCAGCAAUCCUGGUUGGAAACUAGUAAUGGUUAGUGAAACAAGCCAGCUUCAUAAUCCAUAGUUUGAAGUUGGCUUGUUUAGAAACUAACCAUGGAUUGAUUUAAACCAGGAUACCGGGUUCAUAUGUAACGCUAAGCCAAUAUUUUCUGGAAUUGAAACUAAACUCAGCAGAAGUUCUAUUGGCUGCACAACAGAGGAAGGGAAGAGAAUACUUGCCUGAUGCUUUGCACUGGCUUGGGGAGGCUUCUUCACACAACACUAGACCUUGGUUUAGUGUGGCAUGUAAGUCCCAAAGGAUCACAUUGCUUUUUUGCCACUAUUGUAUAUGAUAUUGCUUUACAUUUUCAUUAUGUUUGAUUUUCUAUCGUUUAAUUUUUGCUUUUUAUGUUUUCGUUUCAGUUGAUCUCACACACAGACUUGUAUGCCAGGAGCGGACUCUGUGCAUUCAUAUGUUUUAGUUGCUUACUUUUCCACCUUGUGAAUCCUUCUGUCAUACCAUUGUGCAAGUGAAACAGCAUGAAAGAAAAACUGACCAUCUGGUGCGUUUUUCAGUGACUGGAUUGUGACUAUGCAGGAUGUUAACGUUUUUAAGAAAACAUUUGCCUUGUCUUUGCAGAUUCCCUGUGGAAAAUACUCGUAUUGCUAGUUCUGAUAUGUCAGGGGUUUAAUUUGUUUUAAACCCAAUGAAUUACUAUCUAUUUAUAAAAUGGCCCUAACUAUAUCUAAUACAUUUUUUAAAAUGCAAUCUUGAUGAAAGAGUUCCAUAUAAAAGUUUCUGUUGGGAACCUGUUUAUUUUCAUUUUUCAAAUUUAUUUUAGGUUAAAUAUCACCAAUAUUUUAUUUUUAACAAAAAUUGCAAUCUGAAUGCGUUACGAGCUUGAAGUGACACUUUAAAUUUAUUAUUUGAAGAAAGCAGUUUCUGCUUCAUAACGUGCACACUAGUGUGCAGUUUAAAUAAGACAAACAUCUUGUAUAUUGUUCUGCUAUUUAUAUUAUGUUGCUGAAGUGCAACUCCUUAUUAAACAGUAGUUCCUUUUCUUUCACUAGUGUAUGCUCCUGUCUGAGUAGAUGUUCAUCCUCAAACUUACUAUUUUUAAUAAUAAAUAAAAUAAAAUACAACUCCAUAAUCAAAAGUAGAACCUAGAAAAUUGCAGUUAAUGUUUAUAAAUCACUCUCUGCAUCCAUCUCCACUCUGGAUGCUACUUCUGCCUUUAAUGCUGCUCCCAUUUUUUAAACCUGUUGAUUUUGACUAUCCUAAAAUGACUGUAAAAACAAACAGGAUUUGGAUAUUUCAGUAGCUGGAAGGAGAUGUUCUCCUUUUUAUGGUGGCGGUGAAACAAUCAGUAAAAAUGGCUUUGCUAGAAAGAAUUCCCUGUACUUGUUGAACCGAAGGCAGCUAUCAGUUAAAGUAAUCCUGCAAACACCUAGAUGUGAAUAUUUUUAAGACAAUGUCUUUGUGCAGAUUUACAUUCUUUAGCCAAGCUCGCGCACAUGAGUUGACCAAAUCCAAAAAAGCCCCUUUAGACUCUUUAGACAAAAUUAAGAGGGCUCCUUAACAUGAUUUGCUUUUCCAAAUGUAUCAUGCCUUUUUGCCACAUGCUUUGUGGAAGGAUGCAUUUGAGACAAGGGCUUGUGAAAUGACUGCAACUUUUAGGAGCGUCUCAGCCUGCCCGACAGGCAACCCUGAUAUCCAGCAGGGUUGCUUGCUGUGAGUGGGGAUGCCAAUAUAUGUUGGACACCUUCAUGAAUUAAAAGUGAAAAUGGCAAAGUUCCAAGUCCAGCAGAUCUCCCUGUAGUGAGGAAAAAUGAGUUGCAUGGCCCACUUAACACUAAUUGGGCUGCAGGGCAACGAUUUCUCAGGUCAUCUAUGAACUUCCACAAUGUUGCUGAGCAUCACAUUUUAUUCUUUCCAUCAGCUUUGGUGAGAAAACCCAUGUUCAUGGCUAGCUGUAAGAGCUUGUUUGCAUAGAGAAGUACAGAUGGGAGGCUGGAAGACUUACUAAGGCUUGUGUACACACUCCUGUUUCCUCUGCAUUUAGUGGGUGGGCUCCCACCACUGGUUUGGGAAGCCAUGGAUGACAAAGUUAGCCGCAGCCUGUAGCUCCUUGUGGAAGACUGCAUUUUUUUUCCUGCCUGCCCCAGCCCUGCCAAGCCAGCUCCCAUCUGAGCCAAGAACUGCUCAUUGGGUAAAAGUAUCCCUUUCCUGUCUCCAACCUCAGGUGGGAACAUUCAGGUAGGAACAAUAUACCAAGGCAUGCUGAUGUGUACAAUAGCAUGCAAAUGCAGUUUUGAAACACAAUGAAAAAGAACAACCCUCCGUUUUAAGCCAAUAAUGUGUACACAGCCUGAGAGUCUCCUGACAGUUCUUUUCUGCUGUAUUGUGCAAACCUGGGAUUCACCUGUCACCCACAGGGAGACAUGGACAAGCCAGGGGUCACACAGUUGCCCACCACCACCUCCCCCCAUCUCUGUGUAAUGUUAAGUGACAGUUCACAUCUCUUUUUUGCUAUGGAAUUAAUUUAACCUUCCACUUCAGUUCUCUUCAGUGCUGUAGCAUAGCCCGUUUUUAAUUUUUAAAAGAGCAAAAGGCAUCUUUUCUUGCCUGUCUCAAAGUAGCAUUUAGCUAUAGUCCGGGUCUAAGGUUCCUCAUCUUUUCCCACAGAAGCCCAUUACACAUGCUCAGAUAUUGAAACCCUGUCUUUUGUUUGCUUGUUUGUUUUUCUCUUAAAAGGACAACGUCUGAAUAUAUUGAAAAAUAUGUUACAGUAUUACUUGAUAAUUGUAAAAACCUCAUGAAAAAAUUAUACUGGUACUGUUUAAUAGCAGACCCACCUAAUGGUGGUAUAGUGGAUAGUUAACCAUUUUUUAGGCGUUUGUAGUAAUCUGAAUUUAAUAAAUAAAAAGGCUGUGCCUCUAUUAAGCUAAAUAUAUUUUCUAAAAUAUUAGCUUUCAAAAUAGUAGGGAAGGGAGAAUGGUUGUGCACAGGAUCAAAUAUGCUGCAUUAGGUACACGAUGACAAUCCUGACACACGAUCGAUUAAAGUUGCAAAAGCAAACCAUGUUCGCUUGUGUGAAAACAAGAUUUCACAUGAGCCUGGAAAUUAAUUAAUAUGAACAAGGCUGCAGGGUUGUGGAAUAAAGGUGUGGUUUUUAAAAUCAGAUAUGUAAACUAAUAUAGCAUGGUAAGUUUUCCAGCAGUUGCAUAAGGCAGCAAGAUCAUCUAUGCAAAUAUUUUCUUUCUGAUUGGCUUUCUGGCAAUCACUUUGUUUCAGCCCUAUUUGAAAGUUUAUGAAAAAGUGGUAGCAAUAAUAAAAAGAUAAAACAUGUAGACACAUGGCCAUAAUGGCAAUAUAUUUCUGAUGAAGACAUUCAGAAUGUAUGUAACAAUAUAUUAAAUACAAUUAUAUAUAUAUAUGUAUGUAUGUUUGUGUGUUUGUACCUUUAUGUUGUGCUGACCAUUUUGUCAUUUUUAGUGAAAUACUGGCCUCAACGUUUGCUGGCCUCAGUCUCUUUGUUAAACUUUCUGCAAUAGUCUUCCGCAGUAGAAACCAGUAUCAUUUUUCUCAGCUGGGAUAGUACUUGACUUUGCAUUUUUUGUAUGAGACCAAAUUGCAUAUAGUAGGUUCUAUAUGUUGUUUCUUAUUUAAUAAGUUCCUGGUUAUUACAAUGUGACACUAAUCUUAAAUUAAUUCUUAAACCUAAGCUUGAAGAUUCACCUCUUAUGUUUGAGGUAAGAAAAACAGGAAGACAACAAUCUGUUCAAAUCUCUCCGUUCUGUAUGUAGUUUGACGAAUGGAAAGACCACUUUCCAGUGAACAUGCAUAUUUUUCUGUUUUCAAGCUUGCAUAUUUUAGAUGACUAUUCAUUUUGUAGUUUGCAUAUUUUGAUUGGAGCAAAGCAGUUAUUUCCACCUGGAAGAUCGUACUGAAUGAAACUUACAAGGAGGCAACAGGAAAACCUAUGGAACUGAUUUCAUGAAUUGCUAACAUGUCACUCUCAUUUUUGUUUUACAAGUUUUUUUAAGCUUUCACUUUUUCAGUUUCCUUUGUACUUCUUUCUUUUUAUUAAAUGUUACAUUUUAUUUUGA